Molecule: messenger RNA, 57157 nt
Organism: Closterium sp. NIES-65
Lineage: Eukaryota; Viridiplantae; Streptophyta; Zygnematophyceae; Desmidiales; Closteriaceae
Source: the annotation of a GenBank genome assembly
UCACACCCCCUGCCCCCUCAUGCCAUCCGCUCCCCCCGCCCCUACCCUCCGCGUGCCCGCUCCCUUGCCGCCUCUUUUGACCCUCCCUGCCCCCCCUCGCCGUUUCCCACCGCCCGCCAUUCGCUCCUCCCCGCCCGUGCGCUCCCCUCCUUUACCUUCUCCUCCCCCCUCCCCUCCUCUGCUGCACGCCUCUUCCUUCCCCUCGCCGACCCACUCCACUCCCUGCCCCUCCUCAAUCCGCACCCUGCCCCUCGUAUCUCGCCCCCCUAUGCUUGGUUUCUCCCCUCCCUGCCCCUCGCCGCCUUUCCCCGCUCCCCACCUCCCCCCUCUCCCUGCCCCCCCCACUCUCCCCCCCCCCUUGUCCUUGGCUUCCUACCUCCCUGCCUCACCUUUCCCCCCUCCGUGUGCUCAGCUUCUCCCCUCCCUGCCCCUCCCUCCUCCCCGCCCUGCCCCUCAUUUUCCGCCCCCCCCCCCCCCACGCCCGGUUUCUCCCCUCCCCGCGCCUCCCUUUCUUUCUCCGUGCCUCUCCUUUGCUCCCUCCCUGCCCCCGCCUGCCCAUGCCCCUGUCUUUGGCUUCUCCCCUCCCUGCCCCACGUUUCUUCCCUCCCUGCCCCCCGUCUGCCCCUCCCUUGUUUUCCCCUCACCCAUUGCUUCUCUCCUCCCUGCCCUUGAUUUCCCACACCCCUGCCCUCGUUUCCUAUCAUCCAUGCCCCUCGUUUCCCCCCUUUGUACGUUCAGCCUCUUCCCUCCCUGCCCCUCCCUUCCUCCCCCCCUGCCCUUUGCUCUCCCCUCCCCCUGCCCGUUGCUGCCCCUCCCCUUGCCCCCUCAACUCCCCUGCCCCCCGUACACCCCAAGUCCCAUCCAACCGCCCCCACCCUCCCCCGGCUGCCCGUUUCCGCUCUCCACCCCCGCGACCGUGUGCGGCUUCCAACCGCCCAACGGUGGUGCGCACGGGGCUCACACCCCCUGCCCCCUCAUGCCAUCCGCUCCCCCCGCCCCUACCCUCCGCGUGCCCGCUCCCUUGCCGCCUCUUUUGACCCUCCCUGCCCCCCCUCGCCGUUUCCCACCGCCCGCCAUUCGCUCCUCCCCGCCCGUGCGCUCCCCUCCUUUACCUUCUCCUCCCCCCUCCCCUCCUCUGCUGCACGCCUCUUCCUUCCCCUCGCCGACCCACUCCACUCCCUGCCCCUCCUCAAUCCGCACCCUGCCCCUCGUAUCUCGCCCCCCUAUGCUUGGUUUCUCCCCUCCCUGCCCCUCGCCGCCUUUCCCCGCUCCCCACCUCCCCCCUCUCCCUGCCCCCCCCCACUCUCCCCCCCCCUUGUCCUUGGCUUCCUACCUCCCUGCCUCACCUUUCCCCCCUCCGUGUGCUCAGCUUCUCCCCUCCCUGCCCCUCCCUCCUCCCCGCCCUGCCCCUCAUUUUCCGCCCCCCCCCCCCCCACGCCCGGUUUCUCCCCUCCCCGCGCCUCCCUUUCUUUCUCCGUGCCUCUCCUUUGCUCCCUCCCUGCCCCCGCCUGCCCAUGCCCCUGUCUUUGGCUUCUCCCCUCCCUGCCCCACGUUUCUUCCCUCCCUGCCCCCCGUCUGCCCCUCCCUUGUUUUCCCCUCACCCAUUGCUUCUCUCCUCCCUGCCCUUGAUUUCCCACACCCCUGCCCUCGUUUCCUAUCAUCCAUGCCCCUCGUUUCCCCCCUUUGUACGUUCAGCCUCUUCCCUCCCUGCCCCUCCCUUCCUCCCCCCCUGCCCUUUGCUCUCCCCUCGUUACGCUCCCUUCUCCCCAUCCCUGCUGCCCUCUUACCACCAUCAGCCCAUCCCCACGACCAGCCCCCCUCCCACCCUUCAAUCCCCCCCUCCCUCUCUCUCUCUCUCUCUCUCUCUCUCUCUCUCUCUUUCUCACACACACACACACACACGCACACUCCCCUCCCCCACCCCCCCCCACCUACAUCCUCCCAUUCUGCCCCUCCCUGCCCCUUUCCCACCCCCUCGCACGCCCCUCACCUCCCACCUCCGUGCAACUGGUUUCCCCCCUAUGGUGCCACCCUUGCAUCGCUCGCCCCUCUGCUCACCCUCUGCCCGCCCCUUUUCCGUGCCCUCAGUUGGCCCAGCCCCUGCCCGUUGCUGCCCCUCCCCUUGCCCCCUCAACUCCCCUGCCCCCCGUACACCCCAAGUCCCAUCCAACCGCCCCCACCCUCCCCCGGCUGCCCGUUUCCGCUCUCCACCCCCGCGACCGUGUGCGGCUUCCAACCGCCCAACGGUGGUGCGCACGGGGCUCACACCCCCUGCCCCCUCAUGCCAUCCGCUCCCCCCGCCCCUACCCUCCGCGUGCCCGCUCCCUUGCCGCCUCUUUUGACCCUCCCUGCCCCCCCUCGCCGUUUCCCACCGCCCGCCAUUCGCUCCUCCCCGCCCGUGCGCUCCCCUCCUUUACCUUCUCCUCCCCCCUCCCCUCCUCUGCUGCACGCCUCUUCCUUCCCCUCGCCGACCCACUCCACUCCCUGCCCCUCCUCAAUCCGCACCCUGCCCCUCGUAUCUCGCCCCCCUAUGCUUGGUUUCUCCCCUCCCUGCCCCUCGCCGCCUUUCCCCGCUCCCCACCUCCCCCCUCUCCCUGCCCCCCCCACUCUCCCCCCCCCUUGUCCUUGGCUUCCUACCUCCCUGCCUCACCUUUCCCCCCUCCGUGUGCUCAGCUUCUCCCCUCCCUGCCCCUCCCUCCUCCCCGCCCUGCCCCUCAUUUUCCGCCCCCCCCCCCCCACGCCCGGUUUCUCCCCUCCCCGCGCCUCCCUUUCUUUCUCCGUGCCUCUCCUUUGCUCCCUCCCUGCCCCCGCCUGCCCAUGCCCCUGUCUUUGGCUUCUCCCCUCCCUGCCCCACCCCCUGCCCGUUGCUGCCCCUCCCCUUGCCCCCUCAACUCCCCUGCCCCCCGUACACCCCAAGUCCCAUCCAACCGCCCCCACCCUCCCCCGGCUGCCCGUUUCCGCUCUCCACCCCCGCGACCGUGUGCGGCUUCCAACCGCCCAACGGUGUCACACCCCCUGCCCCCUCAUGCCAUCCGCUCCCCCCGCCCCUACCCUCCGCGUGCCCGCUCCCUUGCCGCCUCUUUUGACCCUCCCUGCCCCCCCUCGCCGUUUCCCACCGCCCGCCAUUCGCUCCUCCCCGCCCGUGCGCUCCCCUCCUUUACCUUCUCCUCCCCCCUCCCCUCCUCUGCUGCACGCCUCUUCCUUCCCCUCGCCGACCCACUCCACUCCCUGCCCCUCCUCAAUCCGCACCCUGCCCCUCGUAUCUCGCCCCCCUAUGCUUGGUUUCUCCCCUCCCUGCCCCUCGCCGCCUUUCCCCGCUCCCCACCUCCCCCCUCUCCCUGCCCCCCCCACUCUCCCCCCCCCCUUGUCCUUGGCUUCCUACCUCCCUGCCUCACCUUUCCCCCCUCCGUGUGCUCAGCUUCUCCCCUCCCUGCCCCUCCCUCCUCCCCGCCCUGCCCCUCAUUUUCCGCCCCCCCCCCCCCCACGCCCGGUUUCUCCCCUCCCCGCGCCUCCCUUUCUUUCUCCGUGCCUCUCCUUUGCUCCCUCCCUGCCCCCGCCUGCCCAUGCCCCUGUCUUUGGCUUCUCCCCUCCCUGCCCCACGUUUCUUCCCUCCCUGCCCCCCGUCUGCCCCUCCCUUGUUUUCCCCUCACCCAUUGCUUCUCUCCUCCCUGCCCUUGAUUUCCCACACCCCUGCCCUCGUUUCCUAUCAUCCAUGCCCCUCCCCCUGCCCGUUGCUGCCCCUCCCCUUGCCCCCUCAACUCCCCUGCCCCCCGUACACCCCAAGUCCCAUCCAACCGCCCCCACCCUCCCCCGGCUGCCCGUUUCCGCUCUCCACCCCCGCGACCGUGUGCGGCUUCCAACCGCCCAACGGUGGUGCGCACGGGGCUCACACCCCCUGCCCCCUCAUGCCAUCCGCUCCCCCCGCCCCUACCCUCCGCGUGCCCGCUCCCUUGCCGCCUCUUUUGACCCUCCCUGCCCCCCCUCGCCGUUUCCCACCGCCCGCCAUUCGCUCCUCCCCGCCCGUGCGCUCCCCUCCUUUACCUUCUCCUCCCCCCUCCCCUCCUCUGCUGCACGCCUCUUCCUUCCCCUCGCCGACCCACUCCACUCCCUGCCCCUCCUCAAUCCGCACCCUGCCCCUCGUAUCUCGCCCCCCUAUGCUUGGUUUCUCCCCUCCCUGCCCCUCGCCGCCUUUCCCCGCUCCCCACCUCCCCCCUCUCCCUGCCCCCCCCACUCUCCCCCCCCCCUUGUCCUUGGCUUCCUACCUCCCUGCCUCACCUUUCCCCCCUCCGUGUGCUCAGCUUCUCCCCUCCCUGCCCCUCCCUCCUCCCCGCCCUGCCCCUCAUUUUCCGCCCCCCCCCCCCCCCACGCCCGGUUUCUCCCCUCCCCGCGCCUCCCUUUCUUUCUCCGUGCCUCUCCUUUGCUCCCUCCCUGCCCCCGCCUGCCCAUGCCCCUGUCUUUGGCUUCUCCCCUCCCUGCCCCACGUUUCUUCCCUCCCUGCCCCCCGUCUGCCCCUCCCUUGUUUUCCCCUCACCCAUUGCUUCUCUCCUCCCUGCCCUUGAUUUCCCACACCCCUGCCCUCGUUUCCUAUCAUCCAUGCCCCUCGUUUCCCCCCUUUCCCCUGCCCGUUGCUGCCCCUCCCCUUGCCCCCUCAACUCCCCUGCCCCCCGUACACCCCAAGUCCCAUCCAACCGCCCCCACCCUCCCCCGGCUGCCCGUUUCCGCUCUCCACCCCCGCGACCGUGUGCGGCUUCCAACCGCCCAACGGUGGUGCGCACGGGGCUCACACCCCCUGCCCCCUCAUGCCAUCCGCUCCCCCCGCCCCUACCCUCCGCGUGCCCGCUCCCUUGCCGCCUCUUUUGACCCUCCCUGCCCCCCCUCGCCGUUUCCCACCGCCCGCCAUUCGCUCCUCCCCGCCCGUGCGCUCCCCUCCUUUACCUUCUCCUCCCCCCUCCCCUCCUCUGCUGCACGCCUCUUCCUUCCCCUCGCCGACCCACUCCACUCCCUGCCCCUCCUCAAUCCGCACCCUGCCCCUCGUAUCUCGCCCCCCUAUGCUUGGUUUCUCCCCUCCCUGCCCCUCGCCGCCUUUCCCCGCUCCCCACCUCCCCCCUCUCCCUGCCCCCCCCACUCUCCCCCCCCCCUUGUCCUUGGCUUCCUACCUCCCUGCCUCACCUUUCCCCCCUCCGUGUGCUCAGCUUCUCCCCUCCCUGCCCCUCCCUCCUCCCCGCCCUGCCCCUCAUUUUCCGCCCCCCCCCCCCCACGCCCGGUUUCUCCCCUCCCCGCGCCUCCCUUUCUUUCUCCGUGCCUCUCCUUUGCUCCCUCCCUGCCCCCGCCUGCCCAUGCCCCUGUCUUUGGCUUCUCCCCUCCCUGCCCCACGUUUCUUCCCUCCCUGCCCCCCGUCUGCCCCUCCCUUGUUUUCCCCUCACCCAUUGCUUCUCUCCUCCCUGCCCUUGAUUUCCCACACCCCUGCCCUCGUUUCCUAUCAUCCAUGCCCCUCGUUUCCCCCCUUUGUACGUUCAGCCUCUUCCCUCCCUGCCCCUCCCUUCCUCCCCCCCUGCCCUUUGCUCUCCCCUCCCCCUGCCCGUUGCUGCCCCUCCCCUUGCCCCCUCAACUCCCCUGCCCCCCGUACACCCCAAGUCCCAUCCAACCGCCCCCACCCUCCCCCGGCUGCCCGUUUCCGCUCUCCACCCCCGCGACCGUGUGCGGCUUCCAACCGCCCAACGGUGGUGCGCACGGGGCGUUUCUUCGCAUGGGCAAGCCUCCCCGGGGGCCCCCCACCCCGCUGGGUCGUUUACCGCCGCGCUCUGCCCGUGCGUCACCCUUGCCCACUUCAUACCACCUCCCCCUUCUCCCCCCCCCCCGGCUUCUCCCUAUCAUCACCCGCAUGUUCCCCCACUCCCCUGUCCACAACGUCCCUCCACCCCCCUUCCUGCUUUCCCCACUCCCACUCUGCCCCCCACACCUCUACGAGCCGUACUUCCCCCUCCAGCCUCCCUUUCCCCCCCAGCUACUUCCGCAUCCAGCGUGGGCUGCACCUCUGCAUCCCGCCCUGCCAGGCCCUUCGGUGACCCAACUGCCGCCACCUGGCACCACGCCGCCUUUCCCACCCCCAUCCAAUCUCUACACCCCCUGCCCCUGCUCCCUGCGCAAUCCAGCCACCUACCCCAGCCUCCCUCUACCUCUCCCUAACUCCACACCGCCGUUCCUACCCCCAGCCAAGGUCUACACCCCUUGCUUUUGCUCCCUGGGCUGUGCCGUCCCCAACCUCCCUCCGCCUUUCCGCGGCACCAGACCGCCUCUCCCUCCCCCAGCCAACUUUUGCACCCCCUGUUCCUGCCCCUUGUGCCCUCCAACACCCUACCUCAACCCCCCCCAGUCUCCCCCUUCUCCAACACCCUCCAUAUUUCCUCCCCCCUGGGGCUCGCCCAUCCGCAGCUAUCACCCUUCAUCGAUUCCCCAAUUCCCUCUGUCCCCUGUUUCCCGGCCCCGCAUCCUAUCCUGCAUUUACCACAGCACCUCCUUUCGGUGCCCUCUCUGCCCUCCCACGUUCUCACCCCCCGCCUCCCAACCUUCUCAUUACCCGCUACCAGGCUCACGCCAACUCGACUACCCACUACCCUUUGCCCCUUCCUCUCUGUUCCCCACCCUUCCUUUCCCACCUGGCUCCACCUGCCCACCCCCACCUCCCGUGGAAUUCUGCCCUGCCCUCCCCACCUCUGGCCCACCACCUGUCCCCACACCCUGCUCACCCACCGCUACACCACCCCCGCCCCCCCACCUCCACUACAGCCCGCCAACACUUCCCCUCUCAAUCGGCCCCCAGCCCGCCCCCCCCUUGGGCCCCAAUCCCCUCCAACUGUCAGGCCCCCUCUACCCUCUCUUCCACCCACUGCGCACCGCUUUCCCCACCCUUUUCCCCUUUCCCCAAGCUAACCCCCCGCACCCCGGCCUCUGCCAGGGAGUUCCUUCCCCCUUUGACGCCCUCUUGAGCCAACCCCAGCAACUCACACCGCCACCGCCAGGCAUGCUGCCUCUAGCCAGGGGGGAACUUGCAGCUGACACUGCACGGGAAGGGGUAAGUGAGUUUGUGUGUGAAGGAGCAGCAGAGGCUACAGAGGAUGGGGCAGCAAAGGCUGCACGGGAAGGGGCAAUGGGGGUUGUGGGGGAAGGGGCAGCAGAGGCUGCAGAGGAAAGGGCAGCAGAGGCUGCAAGGGAAGGGGCAGCAGCGGCUGCACGGGAAAGGGCGGCAGGGGCUGCACGGGAAGGGGCGGCAGGGACCGUGACUCUGGCCAGGCAAAGGGCAGAGGCCAUGGAGACAGGUUUUGCAGGAGUAGGGGCCACGGAACCUGCUGCUGUGUCGGCUGGGGGAACCGCAGCAGAGGAGGCUAUAGGGACCGCACCAGUCGAGGCUGCAAGGACUGCAGCAGGAGCGACAGAGGCCACAGCGGGGGCUGGUAUAGGGGGAGGUGCUACGGGUGCAGCGGGGAAGGGGGUAACGGGGACUGGUGCGAGGGAGAGUGCCGCCCCGGCUGUAGCAAGAGAGGGUACGGCAGGGGCCUCAAAGGCAGAAGGUGAGGCUGCAGCUGAAGCAGCAGGGAGGGCCAUAGCACGGCCAGUAGGGGCGGCAGGGGCCGCAGCAAACUCGGGGAAACACACAGCAGGGCCGGCAGGGCCGGCAGAGACUGCAAAAGGGGCUAGCAGUAAAGCGGCAGCAGGCGGGGUGGGCUUGGGGGACAUAGGGGCAACAGGGGAAGGAGAGGGGAGGGUGGUCCCGACCGGGGUGGGCACUGAAGAGGGGGAUGUGAUAGCGAUAGAGGAGGAUGAGGGAGAGGAUGUGAUGCACAUUGACGGGCCACUGGCCCAAUACCUCACGCUUGACGGUGAGGCCGACCCGGCCCCCCUGCAGCCUCACGUCGAGGUUCCCCCUCUACCCCCCAUGCCCGUCCCCAUGCUAGCAGAAGGACCGAUGGAGGGGCUGGGGGAGACCUUGAGGACAGAGCCGCGCGAGGGAGCCCCCAUCCUCACCUCCCGUCCUCCAGCCCACCAGCCCCCAGGAGCACCACUUCCCCACCCCCACCCUCAGGUCCCGGUAGUGUCCAGGGGGGCAGCCAAGGCCCUGGCCUUCUUGGCGGAGCCGUGCUCCCCGACCCCCACGCUGCUCCAUGGCCAGCCCCCCUCUCCGUCCCCAACGCCUGACCCCACGGUUGCAGGCGGUCCACCGGGAGAGCACGCGGGUGCGACAAGAGCAGAGUCACCCGAGGGCACCCCUUCUCUCACCUCUCACCCCUCCCCGCCCCUUCCCUCACUCCUUCCUUCACCCCCAAGGGCAGCACACCUCUGCCCCCACCCUCAGGGGCUCCUUAGAGCACCACGUGGAGCAGCCAGGGCUCUGGUCUUCCUAGAGGAGCCAUGCUCCCCGACUCCUACCAACACCCAGCCACCCCUUACCGGCCCACUACCCCCUCCUCCACCAGGCCCCCCCCCACCCGGUAGUACACACAUCUCGGAGGUUGAAGCAUCUCUGCGGCCAAAUCCCUCUCCCACACGCUACAGGCACCCAAACCACCCGAGUCGCCGCACAGCCCCAACACGCCCACCCAACAGGCUGCCCUCCCCACACCACCCCCCCCAGGCAGCCGAGACCCACCCGCAAGGGCUUGCGCCCCAGGCUCAUGGGAGCGGCGGCACCCGGGUAGAGGGGCCCACAGGAGAGGCCACCACAGAGCCCACACAAAUCUCUCUCCCCCCACCGUUUGUACCUCGCUCUAACCUCCACACUGGCCCAGCCCCUCGACCCCCACCUCCAACCCCCUCUCCCGGCCGGGUUCCCCACGAGUGGCCCCGUUGGGCAGCCAUCACCCCCCACACACAGCUUGCCCGAUCUGUUCCCACGGAGGGGGAUGUUUCGAGGAGAGUGGGGAUGCACACAGAGCACCCCCUGCCUGGCGAACCACCCAUCCUCCCUCCACCCACCCCUUUGGCCCCACAGCCCCCCCUUCCUUCACAAACAGGCGCGGACAACCAGGUUGGCCGCCGGCGGAAGAACAGGGGCAGAGGAGGCAGAGGGUCAGCCCACGUACUCCCCCCUCCCUCCCUCCCCCACCAAGAGCCCCUCCCCACCUCACAUCCCGUUGAACAAUUACCAGGCCCUACCUCUACAGCCCGUCCACCAAACCUACACUCCCGCCCCGCUCCUGCACCUCCACAGGGCCAUGGGAGCGGACCAGCCCACUCACCCCCAUUCUGCCCCUCCCGUGCUGUGUCCCCCUCCCAGGUGGCGGCGGCCGCGAUCGCUACUGGGAGGGGGGCCGUCGGGUUGAGGGAUGCGCCCAUGGCAGACGCCACCGACUCCCCCUCCCAUCCCUCCCACCCCUUCCAUGUCGACGACCCCCUACCGCAACCCAUGGUGAUUGGGGAGGGCCAAGGGGGCCUUCUAGGGCAGGGUCCACACCCGAGCUCCGCUCAGCCAGCACGCCCCACUCCACCCUCUACCCUGCCAGCCCUCCUACUCUCACCUACAGGCAGGCAGGUCUUCGAGACCCCAGAGGAGGUGAGGGCUGGCAUUUCAGAUUUGCUGGCGAUACACCGCCUGAGCAGCUCUCCGGCUGCCCCCACCCUUCCAGUCCCACAGGACCGGACCCGGACGUAUGCGGAGGUCACCCGGUCUGUCCCUUCUUUUAUCCCCCCCGCCACUCAGCCAGGCGCGUCACUCCCGACCCCAAUGGAGACGGACCGGGGUCUGAGGCCGUGUCACUCGCACCUAGACGGGGUGGCGCCUCCCCCCGUUCAGCCCGUGGCGCAGGAGGUCACCAGCAGUAGGGAUGAGGCAUCCGCCCCUACCGAGACCCCUCCGCCUGGGGUAGCAGAGCCGUCACUUGAACCGCACCCCGCCGAGGGGCAGGAGCACACCACGGCACACACUUCAGGCUCACCUCCACGUCCCCCCUCCCCAGCUUCAACACCGGUGCCGGCACGAGGCCCGGCCCUAUCCUGUGCGACACCACCUCUAUCUUCGCUGACACCCCCCCCGCGCGGGGCUGGUGAGUCGUCUCCUCCCCUCAUCCCAGGCGAUCCUGUCGGAGCUCAGGCCGCCCACGGGGUCCCCUCUACAGCCAGUUCCGACGCCACGGCCCCGAUUGACCCCGCCGACACGGCGACAUCACCCGACCAGGUCGUGAGUUGCCCCACCUGCAGGAGCUCUCUCGCGAACCGACGCGCGCUCCAGCACCACAUUCCCUUCUGCCAUCCUGCGGACGCGGCUCGCAGGGCGCAGGCUGCCCAUGAUACCGCCUCGAUCAUCCCUUCCCUCUCACAGCCCCGUGCGACCGGGAUGCAGUUCACCGACGCACAGUGGCAGACGCUCGACUCGGUGGACUGGACAGAGUACUUCUCGCCCGAGCGUAUCCAUACACGCCCUCUCCGACGUGUCCCGGAGAGGGUCCGCGGAGGAUAUCUUGACGUCCUCAGUGCGAUCCUAGUCCGCAUUGCCCAGGACCCGGAGGCUGCUGGCCCUACCUUCCUCCUCGCUGCAGCGCCGACUCUUUUCCUUGUUCCAGCGACGCCACCCGACCGCUCGCACACGGCUGCCAUUGCAACGCGCAUCUCUCGCUUUGGUCGAGGUGAGUGGGCUGAGCUAGUCUCAGAUGCACUAGGCCGUCGCACACCCCUUCCUCGCCGCACAGGUCACCGGUCACGCACCGCCACCGAUCCCUCUGCAGCAGAUGAGCGCCGCAUUGCACGUUGCCUUCGUCUGGCAGCGUGCAAUGAGACCUCACGGGCGUGCGCGGCUCUCGAGUCCGCGGAGGCAGCCCCAGAUACACAGGGGACGAUACAGCGCCUGCAGUCGAAGCACCCCAACGCGGAGAGGCCGACCCCAGCUUGGCUGUCUGGCUUCCAGGGGUCCCCUCUCGUGCUCUCGGUGGAUCACUUACGCCGCGCGAUUUUCACAGCUCCGCGGGGCUCUUCGGGAGGACCGUCCGGUUGGGUCGCUGAGCACCUGCGAGACACUUUCCUAGCUUUCCCUCAGAGUCUCCAUUUCCUCCUGGCCGUGUACCAGCAGUGGCUCCGAGGCCGUUGCGCUCCAGCUGCGCGCUCCUUGCUAGCGUCCUCCACCCUCGUGGCUCUGGCGAAGUCGAACAUGGAUGUUCGGCCGAUUGCCAUCGGCGAGGUUUUGGUCCGCAUUCUUUCUCGGGCAGUUUGUCUCCAGCUACGUGACCAGAUGGCGAGGGUCUUCUUGGCAUCACAGCAGUUUGGGGUGGGGGUUACGUGCGGGACAGAGGUCGUAGUUAGAGGCGUCCGCCGCGCUCUGGCUGACCACCCAGACUGGGUGGUCCUGCAGCUAGACGUGGCGAAUGCCUUUAACUCUUUCCACCGAGACAGGAUGUUUCAGGCGCUGCAGGCCAGUCCGGAGUUUCAGUGUCUGAUCCCCUUCAUCGGCCUCUUCUACGGGACGCCCUCGGAUCUCCACUACAGGUCAGGCACGGGAGUGGUCACGAUGCACUCGGAGCGGGGCACUCGCCAGGGAGACCCUCUCAGCCCCUUCUUGUACGCUCUGACACAGCGUCUUGCUUUGGAGCCGGUUCUGGCGGAGGGGGAUGUCCAGCUCUGGUCGUACGCCGAUGACACGUACGUGCUAGGUCCCCCAGACAGGGUGCUGCACCAUUUUGCCGAGAUCGUGAGGCGCUUGGGCGAGAUGGGCCUUGCAGCCCAGCCGCACAAGUGCCUCGUCUACCAGACAGAGUCCUUUCUGUCCAGGGAUCUGGAGGCUUUCACGGGCCUAGGGAUCGAGGUCGCACGCCGAGGGCUCACCGUGACAGGCGUACCGGUAGGCACCGUUUCGUUCGUGGAGCAGAGUCUCCCGGAUCGUCUCGAGAGGAUGGGGCGGGUGCUACCUUGGCUUCCGAGGUUGCGCCAGCCCCAGACAGCUGCCCGCCUUCUUUCGGCGUGUGUCAGCACUCGUCCGCAGUACCUGUCGAGGACCGUCCCUCCUUCGCCCGCAGUGAUCUCCAGUUUUACACGGUGGGACGCACGCCUGGGAGAGACUUUUCAGCAGCUUUUAGCUUCAGGGACCUGGGCUUGUCGCGAGGACGUCCGAGAGGCCGCCCUAGACCAGAUCUUCCUCCCCAUCCGUCUCGGGGGUUUCGGCAUUCGUCGCAUGGCGCGCAUGGCCCCGGUGAGUUUCGUGUGCUCCUGGGUGCAGUGUGCACCCAUUCUCUGUUCUCUCCCUGCGUGUGGCGAGGUGUUUCGGCAGAGCUUCGCUUCAGGUGAGCCAGAGCAGAUCGACCGGGCUCUGCAGACGGCGCUAGAGGGUCUCCCUCCUGACGUUCUCUCUCUCCUUCCCCCCUGGCCCUCUUGCGCUUCUGCCUCCCCCGAUUCCCUUUUUGCAGGAGCGAGCCGUCUUCUGGAGGCGCAUGCCUUGGAGGCCGUGCGUGCCCGUCACACCUCUCCCUUGCACCUUGCCCGUUUGACUUCCCUUCAGGGCGGAGGUGCAGGAGCGUGGUUGACGUCGGUGCCGUACGCCGACCCACUGCGCAUCCCGGAGGCGCUGUGGCAGGCGGCUUCAUCUUCUCGUCUUGGUCUCCCUAUCCCCCAGUUAGCCCUUGCAGGUCAGUGCUCCUGCGGACAGGCGAUUGACGACAUGACGGUGCCUCAUCACGCGGUUCGGUGCCCGCGUUACGGGGUCGCCACUACCAUCCACGACACGGUGAAGUACAUGCUUCGAGACUUUGCGGUCGAGGCGGGCUUCGCGGUAAAGGUGGAGGACUCUACGCUGUUCACACAGUUGGAGGCGGCUCGAGCGAGACUACUGGGACAGCCAGUGGUGGGAGAGGGGACACGGGCUGAGGGACCGGGGGAGCGGAGAGGCGAGGCGGGACAGCCGGGUGGCGGGGGACAGUGGGGACGGCACCAGCUGCGGGGUCAGGUGGAGCGAGGGACAGGUGGGCAGAGGGGACGGCAGGGGGAGCAGACGGGCCAGGACGGGGAGGGGGGACGGCACAGGCAGCAGCAGGAGAGCCAGUGGAGGCCGCGGGCCCAGGGCGCCGCGCCUCCAGGUUCGGCCUCGGGGGCGGGGCAGGGGCGGGAGCAGCAGAGAGCGGACGGAGGUACAGGAGGGGCAGCGGGAUUGGGAGGGGAGGGCCAGGGAGUGAGAGAGGCAGCAGGGGAUGGAGCAGGGGGGUCGGGAGGUUUGGGGGAGGGUAGGGAGGGGGAGGGGAGAGGACAGGUGGAUGGAGGAGAGGAGAGGGGGAGAGAGACGAUCGGAGAGGGGGCACCAAGGGACCAGACAGGGCAGCAGCCAGCGCAACAGCAGGGACCAGUCGGACGCACAGGCCGUGUAGGCACCGCCUCCCGCAUUCCAGACCUCACCUGCCGCGACGUUGGCCAGGGUCUGAUGGUUCUUGUGGAUGUCUCCAUAGCGGAUCCACAGCGGGAGGGGAACGUGCAGCUGAGACGGGCGACCCCCACACAGAUUGGAGUGGCAGCAGCUAGGCGGGUGCAGGAGAAGCUGCGUCACUGGGGGCCGCACUUAGAGGGGCUGCAGCCGGCACCACACUUUUACGCGUGCGUGGCGGAGACCUUUGGCCUUCUGAGUGAGCCGCUGCGUCAGUUUCUGGGGCUCUGCGCAAAGAGGAUAGCACAGCGGAGGAGGGAUAGAGGUGGGGGGGAUGACGGAUCGGCACGGAUAUUUGAGGCAGGACUCACUACACGCCUCUCCGUUGCACUGCAGCGCGCGCAGGCUCAAUGCAUGAUCCAGCAUGCGUCACACCCCCUGCCCCCUCAUGCCAUCCGCUCCCCCCGCCCCUACCCUCCGCGUGCCCGCUCCCUUGCCGCCUCUUUUGACCCUCCCUGCCCCCCCUCGCCGUUUCCCACCGCCCGCCAUUCGCUCCUCCCCGCCCGUGCGCUCCCCUCCUUUACCUUCUCCUCCCCCCUCCCCUCCUCUGCUGCACGCCUCUUCCUUCCCCUCGCCGACCCACUCCACUCCCUGCCCCUCCUCAAUCCGCACCCUGCCCCUCGUAUCUCGCCCCCCUAUGCUUGGUUUCUCCCCUCCCUGCCCCUCGCCGCCUUUCCCCGCUCCCCACCUCCCCCCUCUCCCUGCCCCCCCCACUCUCCCCCCCCCCUUGUCCUUGGCUUCCUACCUCCCUGCCUCACCUUUCCCCCCUCCGUGUGCUCAGCUUCUCCCCUCCCUGCCCCUCCCUCCUCCCCGCCCUGCCCCUCAUUUUCCGCCCCCCCCCCCCCCCACGCCCGGUUUCUCCCCUCCCCGCGCCUCCCUUUCUUUCUCCGUGCCUCUCCUUUGCUCCCUCCCUGCCCCCGCCUGCCCAUGCCCCUGUCUUUGGCUUCUCCCCUCCCUGCCCCACGUUUCUUCCCUCCCUGCCCCCCGUCUGCCCCUCCCUUGUUUUCCCCUCACCCAUUGCUUCUCUCCUCCCUGCCCUUGAUUUCCCACACCCCUGCCCUCGUUUCCUAUCAUCCAUGCCCCUCGUUUCCCCCCUUUCCCCUGCCCGUUGCUGCCCCUCCCCUUGCCCCCUCAACUCCCCUGCCCCCCGUACACCCCAAGUCCCAUCCAACCGCCCCCACCCUCCCCCGGCUGCCCGUUUCCGCUCUCCACCCCCGCGACCGUGUGCGGCUUCCAACCGCCCAACGGUGGUGCGCACGGGGCUCACACCCCCUGCCCCCUCAUGCCAUCCGCUCCCCCCGCCCCUACCCUCCGCGUGCCCGCUCCCUUGCCGCCUCUUUUGACCCUCCCUGCCCCCCCUCGCCGUUUCCCACCGCCCGCCAUUCGCUCCUCCCCGCCCGUGCGCUCCCCUCCUUUACCUUCUCCUCCCCCCUCCCCUCCUCUGCUGCACGCCUCUUCCUUCCCCUCGCCGACCCACUCCACUCCCUGCCCCUCCUCAAUCCGCACCCUGCCCCUCGUAUCUCGCCCCCCUAUGCUUGGUUUCUCCCCUCCCUGCCCCUCGCCGCCUUUCCCCGCUCCCCACCUCCCCCCUCUCCCUGCCCCCCCCACUCUCCCCCCCCCCUUGUCCUUGGCUUCCUACCUCCCUGCCUCACCUUUCCCCCCUCCGUGUGCUCAGCUUCUCCCCUCCCUGCCCCUCCCUCCUCCCCGCCCUGCCCCUCAUUUUCCGCCCCCCCCCCCCCACGCCCGGUUUCUCCCCUCCCCGCGCCUCCCUUUCUUUCUCCGUGCCUCUCCUUUGCUCCCUCCCUGCCCCCGCCUGCCCAUGCCCCUGUCUUUGGCUUCUCCCCUCCCUGCCCCACGUUUCUUCCCUCCCUGCCCCCCGUCUGCCCCUCCCUUGUUUUCCCCUCACCCAUUGCUUCUCUCCUCCCUGCCCUUGAUUUCCCACACCCCUGCCCUCGUUUCCUAUCAUCCAUGCCCCUCGUUUCCCCCCUUUGUACGUUCAGCCUCUUCCCUCCCUGCCCCUCCCUUCCUCCCCCCCUGCCCUUUGCUCUCCCCUCCCCCUGCCCGUUGCUGCCCCUCCCCUUGCCCCCUCAACUCCCCUGCCCCCCGUACACCCCAAGUCCCAUCCAACCGCCCCCACCCUCCCCCGGCUGCCCGUUUCCGCUCUCCACCCCCGCGACCGUGUGCGGCUUCCAACCGCCCAACGGUGGUGCGCACGGGGCUCACACCCCCUGCCCCCUCAUGCCAUCCGCUCCCCCCGCCCCUACCCUCCGCGUGCCCGCUCCCUUGCCGCCUCUUUUGACCCUCCCUGCCCCCCCUCGCCGUUUCCCACCGCCCGCCAUUCGCUCCUCCCCGCCCGUGCGCUCCCCUCCUUUACCUUCUCCUCCCCCCUCCCCUCCUCUGCUGCACGCCUCUUCCUUCCCCUCGCCGACCCACUCCACUCCCUGCCCCUCCUCAAUCCGCACCCUGCCCCUCGUAUCUCGCCCCCCUAUGCUUGCGCUCUCCCCCCCCCUUGUCCUUGGCUUCCUACCUCCCUGCCUCACCUUUCCCCCCUCCGUGUGCUCAGCUUCUCCCCUCCCUGCCCCUCCCUCCUCCCCGCCCUGCCCCUCAUUUUCCGCCCCCCCCCCCCCACGCCCGGUUUCUCCCCUCCCCGCGCCUCCCUUUCUUUCUCCGUGCCUCUCCUUUGCUCCCUCCCUGCCCCCGCCUGCCCAUGCCCCUGUCUUUGGCUUCUCCCCUCCCUGCCCCACGUUUCUUCCCUCCCUGCCCCCCGUCUGCCCCUCCCUUGUUUUCCCCUCACCCAUUGCUUCUCUCCUCCCUGCCCUUGAUUUCCCACACCCCUGCCCUCGUUUCCUAUCAUCCAUGCCCCUCGUUUCCCCCCUUUGUACGUUCAGCCUCUUCCCUCCCUGCCCCUCCCUUCCUCCCCCCCUGCCCUUUGCUCUCCCCUCGUUACGCUCCCUUCUCCCCAUCCCUGCUGCCCUCUUACCACCAUCAGCCCAUCCCCACGACCAGCCCCCCUCCCACCCUUCAAUCCCCCCCUCCCUCUCUCUCUCUCUCUCUCUCUCUCUCUCUCUUUCUCACACACACACACACACGCACACUCCCCUCCCCCACCCCCCCCACCUACAUCCUCCCAUUCUGCCCCUCCCUGCCCCUUUCCCACCCCCUCGCACGCCCCUCACCUCCCACCUCCGUGCAACUGGUUUCCCCCCUAUGGUGCCACCCUUGCAUCGCUCGCCCCUCUGCUCACCCUCUGCCCGCCCCUUUUCCGUGCCCUCAGUUGGCCCAGCCCCUGCCCGUUGCUGCCCCUCCCCUUGCCCCCUCAACUCCCCUGCCCCCCGUACACCCCAAGUCCCAUCCAACCGCCCCCACCCUCCCCCGGCUGCCCGUUUCCGCUCUCCACCCCCGCGACCGUGUGCGGCUUCCAACCGCCCAACGGUGGUGCGCACGGGGCGUUUCUUCGCAUGGGCAAGCCUCCCCGGGGGCCCCCCACCCCGCUGGGUCGUUUCACACCCCCUGCCCCCUCAUGCCAUCCGCUCCCCCCGCCCCUACCCUCCGCGUGCCCGCUCCCUUGCCGCCUCUUUUGACCCUCCCUGCCCCCCCUCGCCGUUUCCCACCGCCCGCCAUUCGCUCCUCCCCGCCCGUGCGCUCCCCUCCUUUACCUUCUCCUCCCCCCUCCCCUCCUCUGCUGCACGCCUCUUCCUUCCCCUCGCCGACCCACUCCACUCCCUGCCCCUCCUCAAUCCGCACCCUGCCCCUCGUAUCUCGCCCCCCUAUGCUUGGUUUCUCCCCUCCCUGCCCCUCGCCGCCUUUCCCCGCUCCCCACCUCCCCCCUCUCCCUGCCCCCCCCACUCUCCCCCCCCCUUGUCCUUGGCUUCCUACCUCCCUGCCUCACCUUUCCCCCCUCCGUGUGCUCAGCUUCUCCCCUCCCUGCCCCUCCCUCCUCCCCGCCCUGCCCCUCAUUUUCCGCCCCCCCCCCCCCACGCCCGGUUUCUCCCCUCCCCGCGCCUCCCUUUCUUUCUCCGUGCCUCUCCUUUGCUCCCUCCCUGCCCCCGCCUGCCCAUGCCCCUGUCUUUGGCUUCUCCCCUCCCUGCCCCACGUUUCUUCCCUCCCUGCCCCCCGUCUGCCCCUCCCUUGUUUUCCCCUCACCCAUUGCUUCUCUCCUCCCUGCCCUUGAUUUCCCACACCCCUGCCCUCGUUUCCUAUCAUCCAUGCCCCUCGUUUCCCCCCUUUCCCCUGCCCGUUGCUGCCCCUCCCCUUGCCCCCUCAACUCCCCUGCCCCCCGUACACCCCAAGUCCCAUCCAACCGCCCCCACCCUCCCCCGGCUGCCCGUUUCCGCUCUCCACCCCCGCGACCGUGUGCGGCUUCCAACCGCCCAACGGUGUCACACCCCCUGCCCCCUCAUGCCAUCCGCUCCCCCCGCCCCUACCCUCCGCGUGCCCGCUCCCUUGCCGCCUCUUUUGACCCUCCCUGCCCCCCCUCGCCGUUUCCCACCGCCCGCCAUUCGCUCCUCCCCGCCCGUGCGCUCCCCUCCUUUACCUUCUCCUCCCCCCUCCCCUCCUCUGCUGCACGCCUCUUCCUUCCCCUCGCCGACCCACUCCACUCCCUGCCCCUCCUCAAUCCGCACCCUGCCCCUCGUAUCUCGCCCCCCUAUGCUUGGUUUCUCCCCUCCCUGCCCCUCGCCGCCUUUCCCCGCUCCCCACCUCCCCCCUCUCCCUGCCCCCCCCACUCUCCCCCCCCCUUGUCCUUGGCUUCCUACCUCCCUGCCUCACCUUUCCCCCCUCCGUGUGCUCAGCUUCUCCCCUCCCUGCCCCUCCCUCCUCCCCGCCCUGCCCCUCAUUUUCCGCCCCCCCCCCCCACGCCCGGUUUCUCCCCUCCCCGCGCCUCCCUUUCUUUCUCCGUGCCUCUCCUUUGCUCCCUCCCUGCCCCCGCCUGCCCAUGCCCCUGUCUUUGGCUUCUCCCCUCCCUGCCCCACGUUUCUUCCCUCCCUGCCCCCCGUCUGCCCCUCCCUUGUUUUCCCCUCACCCAUUGCUUCUCUCCUCCCUGCCCUUGAUUUCCCACACCCCUGCCCUCGUUUCCUAUCAUCCAUGCCCCUCCCCCUGCCCGUUGCUGCCCCUCCCCUUGCCCCCUCAACUCCCCUGCCCCCCGUACACCCCAAGUCCCAUCCAACCGCCCCCACCCUCCCCCGGCUGCCCGUUUCCGCUCUCCACCCCCGCGACCGUGUGCGGCUUCCAACCGCCCAACGGUGGUGCGCACGGGGCUCACACCCCCUGCCCCCUCAUGCCAUCCGCUCCCCCCGCCCCUACCCUCCGCGUGCCCGCUCCCUUGCCGCCUCUUUUGACCCUCCCUGCCCCCCCUCGCCGUUUCCCACCGCCCGCCAUUCGCUCCUCCCCGCCCGUGCGCUCCCCUCCUUUACCUUCUCCUCCCCCCUCCCCUCCUCUGCUGCACGCCUCUUCCUUCCCCUCGCCGACCCACUCCACUCCCUGCCCCUCCUCAAUCCGCACCCUGCCCCUCGUAUCUCGCCCCCCUAUGCUUGGUUUCUCCCCUCCCUGCCCCUCGCCGCCUUUCCCCGCUCCCCACCUCCCCCCUCUCCCUGCCCCCCCCACUCUCCCCCCCCCUUGUCCUUGGCUUCCUACCUCCCUGCCUCACCUUUCCCCCCUCCGUGUGCUCAGCUUCUCCCCUCCCUGCCCCUCCCUCCUCCCCGCCCUGCCCCUCAUUUUCCGCCCCCCCCCCCCCACGCCCGGUUUCUCCCCUCCCCGCGCCUCCCUUUCUUUCUCCGUGCCUCUCCUUUGCUCCCUCCCUGCCCCCGCCUGCCCAUGCCCCUGUCUUUGGCUUCUCCCCUCCCUGCCCCACGUUUCUUCCCUCCCUGCCCCCCGUCUGCCCCUCCCUUGUUUUCCCCUCACCCAUUGCUUCUCUCCUCCCUGCCCUUGAUUUCCCACACCCCUGCCCUCGUUUCCUAUCAUCCAUGCCCCUCGUUUCCCCCCUUUGUACGUUCAGCCUCUUCCCUCCCUGCCCCUCCCUUCCUCCCCCCCUGCCCUUUGCUCUCCCCUCGUUACGCUCCCUUCUCCCCAUCCCUGCUGCCCUCUUACCACCAUCAGCCCAUCCCCACGACCAGCCCCCCUCCCACCCUUCAAUCCCCCCCUCCCUCUCUCUCUCUCUCUCUCUCUCUCUCUCUCUUUCUCACACACACACACACACGCACACUCCCCUCCCCCACCCCCCCCACCUACAUCCUCCCAUUCUGCCCCUCCCUGCCCCUUUCCCACCCCCUCGCACGCCCCUCACCUCCCACCUCCGUGCAACUGGUUUCCCCCCUAUGGUGCCACCCUUGCAUCGCUCGCCCCUCUGCUCACCCUCUGCCCGCCCCUUUUCCGUGCCCUCAGUUGGCCCAGCCCCUGCCCGUUGCUGCCCCUCCCCUUGCCCCCUCAACUCCCCUGCCCCCCGUACACCCCAAGUCCCAUCCAACCGCCCCCACCCUCCCCCGGCUGCCCGUUUCCGCUCUCCACCCCCGCGACCGUGUGCGGCUUCCAACCGCCCAACGGUGGUGCGCACGGGGCGUUUCUUCGCAUGGGCAAGCCUCCCCGGGGGCCCCCCACCCCGCUGGGGUCGUUUCACACCCCCUGCCCCCUCAUGCCAUCCGCUCCCCCCGCCCCUACCCUCCGCGUGCCCGCUCCCUUGCCGCCUCUUUUGACCCUCCCUGCCCCCCCUCGCCGUUUCCCACCGCCCGCCAUUCGCUCCUCCCCGCCCGUGCGCUCCCCUCCUUUACCUUCUCCUCCCCCCUCCCCUCCUCUGCUGCACGCCUCUUCCUUCCCCUCGCCGACCCACUCCACUCCCUGCCCCUCCUCAAUCCGCACCCUGCCCCUCGUAUCUCGCCCCCCUAUGCUUGGUUUCUCCCCUCCCUGCCCCUCGCCGCCUUUCCCCGCUCCCCACCUCCCCCCUCUCCCUGCCCCCCCCACUCUCCCCCCCCCCUUGUCCUUGGCUUCCUACCUCCCUGCCUCACCUUUCCCCCCUCCGUGUGCUCAGCUUCUCCCCUCCCUGCCCCUCCCUCCUCCCCGCCCUGCCCCUCAUUUUCCGCCCCCCCCCCCCCACGCCCGGUUUCUCCCCUCCCCGCGCCUCCCUUUCUUUCUCCGUGCCUCUCCUUUGCUCCCUCCCUGCCCCCGCCUGCCCAUGCCCCUGUCUUUGGCUUCUCCCCUCCCUGCCCCACGUUUCUUCCCUCCCUGCCCCCCGUCUGCCCCUCCCUUGUUUUCCCCUCACCCAUUGCUUCUCUCCUCCCUGCCCUUGAUUUCCCACACCCCUGCCCUCGUUUCCUAUCAUCCAUGCCCCUCGUUUCCCCCCUUUGUACGUUCAGCCUCUUCCCUCCCUGCCCCUCCCUUCCUCCCCCCCUGCCCUUUGCUCUCCCCUCGUUACGCUCCCUUCUCCCCAUCCCUGCUGCCCUCUUACCACCAUCAGCCCAUCCCCACGACCAGCCCCCCUCCCACCCUUCAAUCCCCCCCUCCCUCUCUCUCUCUCUCUCUCUCUCUCUCUCUCUCUCUUUCUCACACACACACACACACGCACACUCCCCUCCCCCACCCCCCCCACCUACAUCCUCCCAUUCUGCCCCUCCCUGCCCCUUUCCCACCCCCUCGCACGCCCCUCACCUCCCACCUCCGUGCAACUGGUUUCCCCCCUAUGGUGCCACCCUUGCAUCGCUCGCCCCUCUGCUCACCCUCUGCCCGCCCCUUUUCCGUGCCCUCAGUUGGCCCAGCCCCUGCCCGUUGCUGCCCCUCCCCUUGCCCCCUCAACUCCCCUGCCCCCCGUACACCCCAAGUCCCAUCCAACCGCCCCCACCCUCCCCCGGCUGCCCGUUUCCGCUCUCCACCCCCGCGACCGUGUGCGGCUUCCAACCGCCCAACGGUGGUGCGCACGGGGCUCACACCCCCUGCCCCCUCAUGCCAUCCGCUCCCCCCGCCCCUACCCUCCGCGUGCCCGCUCCCUUGCCGCCUCUUUUGACCCUCCCUGCCCCCCCUCGCCGUUUCCCACCGCCCGCCAUUCGCUCCUCCCCGCCCGUGCGCUCCCCUCCUUUACCUUCUCCUCCCCCCUCCCCUCCUCUGCUGCACGCCUCUUCCUUCCCCUCGCCGACCCACUCCACUCCCUGCCCCUCCUCAAUCCGCACCCUGCCCCUCGUAUCUCGCCCCCCUAUGCUUGGUUUCUCCCCUCCCUGCCCCUCGCCGCCUUUCCCCGCUCCCCACCUCCCCCCUCUCCCUGCCCCCCCCACUCUCCCCCCCCCUUGUCCUUGGCUUCCUACCUCCCUGCCUCACCUUUCCCCCCUCCGUGUGCUCAGCUUCUCCCCUCCCUGCCCCUCCCUCCUCCCCGCCCUGCCCCUCAUUUUCCGCCCCCCCCCCCCACGCCCGGUUUCUCCCCUCCCCGCGCCUCCCUUUCUUUCUCCGUGCCUCUCCUUUGCUCCCUCCCUGCCCCCGCCUGCCCAUGCCCCUGUCUUUGGCUUCUCCCCUCCCUGCCCCACGUUUCUUCCCUCCCUGCCCCCCGUCUGCCCCUCCCUUGUUUUCCCCUCACCCAUUGCUUCUCUCCUCCCUGCCCUUGAUUUCCCACACCCCUGCCCUCGUUUCCUAUCAUCCAUGCCCCUCGUUUCCCCCCUUUGUACGUUCAGCCUCUUCCCUCCCUGCCCCUCCCUUCCUCCCCCCCUGCCCUUUGCUCUCCCCUCCCCCUGCCCGUUGCUGCCCCUCCCCUUGCCCCCUCAACUCCCCUGCCCCCCGUACACCCCAAGUCCCAUCCAACCGCCCCCACCCUCCCCCGGCUGCCCGUUUCCGCUCUCCACCCCCGCGACCGUGUGCGGCUUCCAACCGCCCAACGGUGGUGCGCACGGGGCGUUUCUUCGCACUGGGCAAGCCUCCCCGGGGGCCCCCCACCCCGCUGGGUCGUUUCACACCCCCUGCCCCCUCAUGCCAUCCGCUCCCCCCGCCCCUACCCUCCGCGUGCCCGCUCCCUUGCCGCCUCUUUUGACCCUCCCUGCCCCCCCUCGCCGUUUCCCACCGCCCGCCAUUCGCUCCUCCCCGCCCGUGCGCUCCCCUCCUUUACCUUCUCCUCCCCCCUCCCCUCCUCUGCUGCACGCCUCUUCCUUCCCCUCGCCGACCCACUCCACUCCCUGCCCCUCCUCAAUCCGCACCCUGCCCCUCGUAUCUCGCCCCCCUAUGCUUGGUUUCUCCCCUCCCUGCCCCUCGCCGCCUUUCCCCGCUCCCCACCUCCCCCCUCUCCCUGCCCCCCCCACUCUCCCCCCCCCCUUGUCCUUGGCUUCCUACCUCCCUGCCUCACCUUUCCCCCCUCCGUGUGCUCAGCUUCUCCCCUCCCUGCCCCUCCCUCCUCCCCGCCCUGCCCCUCAUUUUCCGCCCCCCCCCCCCCACGCCCGGUUUCUCCCCUCCCCGCGCCUCCCUUUCUUUCUCCGUGCCUCUCCUUUGCUCCCUCCCUGCCCCCGCCUGCCCAUGCCCCUGUCUUUGGCUUCUCCCCUCCCUGCCCCACGUUUCUUCCCUCCCUGCCCCCCGUCUGCCCCUCCCUUGUUUUCCCCUCACCCAUUGCUUCUCUCCUCCCUGCCCUUGAUUUCCCACACCCCUGCCCUCGUUUCCUAUCAUCCAUGCCCCUCGUUUCCCCCCUUUCCCCUGCCCGUUGCUGCCCCUCCCCUUGCCCCCUCAACUCCCCUGCCCCCCGUACACCCCAAGUCCCAUCCAACCGCCCCCACCCUCCCCCGGCUGCCCGUUUCCGCUCUCCACCCCCGCGACCGUGUGCGGCUUCCAACCGCCCAACGGUGUCACACCCCCUGCCCCCUCAUGCCAUCCGCUCCCCCCGCCCCUACCCUCCGCGUGCCCGCUCCCUUGCCGCCUCUUUUGACCCUCCCUGCCCCCCCUCGCCGUUUCCCACCGCCCGCCAUUCGCUCCUCCCCGCCCGUGCGCUCCCCUCCUUUACCUUCUCCUCCCCCCUCCCCUCCUCUGCUGCACGCCUCUUCCUUCCCCUCGCCGACCCACUCCACUCCCUGCCCCUCCUCAAUCCGCACCCUGCCCCUCGUAUCUCGCCCCCCUAUGCUUGGUUUCUCCCCUCCCUGCCCCUCGCCGCCUUUCCCCGCUCCCCACCUCCCCCCUCUCCCUGCCCCCCCCACUCUCCCCCCCCCUUGUCCUUGGCUUCCUACCUCCCUGCCUCACCUUUCCCCCCUCCGUGUGCUCAGCUUCUCCCCUCCCUGCCCCUCCCUCCUCCCCGCCCUGCCCCUCAUUUUCCGCCCCCCCCCCCCCCACGCCCGGUUUCUCCCCUCCCCGCGCCUCCCUUUCUUUCUCCGUGCCUCUCCUUUGCUCCCUCCCUGCCCCCGCCUGCCCAUGCCCCUGUCUUUGGCUUCUCCCCUCCCUGCCCCACGUUUCUUCCCUCCCUGCCCCCCGUCUGCCCCUCCCUUGUUUUCCCCUCACCCAUUGCUUCUCUCCUCCCUGCCCUUGAUUUCCCACACCCCUGCCCUCGUUUCCUAUCAUCCAUGCCCCUCGUUUCCCCCCUUUCCCCUGCCCGUUGCUGCCCCUCCCCUUGCCCCCUCAACUCCCCUGCCCCCCGUACACCCCAAGUCCCAUCCAACCGCCCCCACCCUCCCCCGGCUGCCCGUUUCCGCUCUCCACCCCCGCGACCGUGUGCGGCUUCCAACCGCCCAACGGUGUCACACCCCCUGCCCCCUCAUGCCAUCCGCUCCCCCCGCCCCUACCCUCCGCGUGCCCGCUCCCUUGCCGCCUCUUUUGACCCUCCCUGCCCCCCCUCGCCGUUUCCCACCGCCCGCCAUUCGCUCCUCCCCGCCCGUGCGCUCCCCUCCUUUACCUUCUCCUCCCCCCUCCCCUCCUCUGCUGCACGCCUCUUCCUUCCCCUCGCCGACCCACUCCACUCCCUGCCCCUCCUCAAUCCGCACCCUGCCCCUCGUAUCUCGCCCCCCUAUGCUUGGUUUCUCCCCUCCCUGCCCCUCGCCGCCUUUCCCCGCUCCCCACCUCCCCCCUCUCCCUGCCCCCCCCACUCUCCCCCCCCCUUGUCCUUGGCUUCCUACCUCCCUGCCUCACCUUUCCCCCCUCCGUGUGCUCAGCUUCUCCCCUCCCUGCCCCUCCCUCCUCCCCGCCCUGCCCCUCAUUUUCCGCCCCCCCCCCCCCACGCCCGGUUUCUCCCCUCCCCGCGCCUCCCUUUCUUUCUCCGUGCCUCUCCUUUGCUCCCUCCCUGCCCCCGCCUGCCCAUGCCCCUGUCUUUGGCUUCUCCCCUCCCUGCCCCACCCCCUGCCCGUUGCUGCCCCUCCCCUUGCCCCCUCAACUCCCCUGCCCCCCGUACACCCCAAGUCCCAUCCAACCGCCCCCACCCUCCCCCGGCUGCCCGUUUCCGCUCUCCACCCCCGCGACCGUGUGCGGCUUCCAACCGCCCAACGGUGUCACACCCCCUGCCCCCUCAUGCCAUCCGCUCCCCCCGCCCCUACCCUCCGCGUGCCCGCUCCCUUGCCGCCUCUUUUGACCCUCCCUGCCCCCCCUCGCCGUUUCCCACCGCCCGCCAUUCGCUCCUCCCCGCCCGUGCGCUCCCCUCCUUUACCUUCUCCUCCCCCCUCCCCUCCUCUGCUGCACGCCUCUUCCUUCCCCUCGCCGACCCACUCCACUCCCUGCCCCUCCUCAAUCCGCACCCUGCCCCUCGUAUCUCGCCCCCCUAUGCUUGGUUUCUCCCCUCCCUGCCCCUCGCCGCCUUUCCCCGCUCCCCACCUCCCCCCUCUCCCUGCCCCCCCCACUCUCCCCCCCCCUUGUCCUUGGCUUCCUACCUCCCUGCCUCACCUUUCCCCCCUCCGUGUGCUCAGCUUCUCCCCUCCCUGCCCCUCCCUCCUCCCCGCCCUGCCCCUCAUUUUCCGCCCCCCCCCCCCCCACGCCCGGUUUCUCCCCUCCCCGCGCCUCCCUUUCUUUCUCCGUGCCUCUCCUUUGCUCCCUCCCUGCCCCCGCCUGCCCAUGCCCCUGUCUUUGGCUUCUCCCCUCCCUGCCCCACGUUUCUUCCCUCCCUGCCCCCCGUCUGCCCCUCCCUUGUUUUCCCCUCACCCAUUGCUUCUCUCCUCCCUGCCCUUGAUUUCCCACACCCCUGCCCUCGUUUCCUAUCAUCCAUGCCCCUCGUUUCCCCCCUUUCCCCUGCCCGUUGCUGCCCCUCCCCUUGCCCCCUCAACUCCCCUGCCCCCCGUACACCCCAAGUCCCAUCCAACCGCCCCCACCCUCCCCCGGCUGCCCGUUUCCGCUCUCCACCCCCGCGACCGUGUGCGGCUUCCAACCGCCCAACGGUGUCACACCCCCUGCCCCCUCAUGCCAUCCGCUCCCCCCGCCCCUACCCUCCGCGUGCCCGCUCCCUUGCCGCCUCUUUUGACCCUCCCUGCCCCCCCUCGCCGUUUCCCACCGCCCGCCAUUCGCUCCUCCCCGCCCGUGCGCUCCCCUCCUUUACCUUCUCCUCCCCCCUCCCCUCCUCUGCUGCACGCCUCUUCCUUCCCCUCGCCGACCCACUCCACUCCCUGCCCCUCCUCAAUCCGCACCCUGCCCCUCGUAUCUCGCCCCCCUAUGCUUGGUUUCUCCCCUCCCUGCCCCUCGCCGCCUUUCCCCGCUCCCCACCUCCCCCCUCUCCCUGCCCCCCCCACUCUCCCCCCCCCUUGUCCUUGGCUUCCUACCUCCCUGCCUCACCUUUCCCCCCUCCGUGUGCUCAGCUUCUCCCCUCCCUGCCCCUCCCUCCUCCCCGCCCUGCCCCUCAUUUUCCGCCCCCCCCCCCCCACGCCCGGUUUCUCCCCUCCCCGCGCCUCCCUUUCUUUCUCCGUGCCUCUCCUUUGCUCCCUCCCUGCCCCCGCCUGCCCAUGCCCCUGUCUUUGGCUUCUCCCCUCCCUGCCCCACCCCCUGCCCGUUGCUGCCCCUCCCCUUGCCCCCUCAACUCCCCUGCCCCCCGUACACCCCAAGUCCCAUCCAACCGCCCCCACCCUCCCCCGGCUGCCCGUUUCCGCUCUCCACCCCCGCGACCGUGUGCGGCUUCCAACCGCCCAACGGUGUCACACCCCCUGCCCCCUCAUGCCAUCCGCUCCCCCCGCCCCUACCCUCCGCGUGCCCGCUCCCUUGCCGCCUCUUUUGACCCUCCCUGCCCCCCCUCGCCGUUUCCCACCGCCCGCCAUUCGCUCCUCCCCGCCCGUGCGCUCCCCUCCUUUACCUUCUCCUCCCCCCUCCCCUCCUCUGCUGCACGCCUCUUCCUUCCCCUCGCCGACCCACUCCACUCCCUGCCCCUCCUCAAUCCGCACCCUGCCCCUCGUAUCUCGCCCCCCUAUGCUUGGUUUCUCCCCUCCCUGCCCCUCGCCGCCUUUCCCCGCUCCCCACCUCCCCCCUCUCCCUGCCCCCCCCACUCUCCCCCCCCCCUUGUCCUUGGCUUCCUACCUCCCUGCCUCACCUUUCCCCCCUCCGUGUGCUCAGCUUCUCCCCUCCCUGCCCCUCCCUCCUCCCCGCCCUGCCCCUCAUUUUCCGCCCCCCCCCCCCCCACGCCCGGUUUCUCCCCUCCCCGCGCCUCCCUUUCUUUCUCCGUGCCUCUCCUUUGCUCCCUCCCUGCCCCCGCCUGCCCAUGCCCCUGUCUUUGGCUUCUCCCCUCCCUGCCCCACGUUUCUUCCCUCCCUGCCCCCCGUCUGCCCCUCCCUUGUUUUCCCCUCACCCAUUGCUUCUCUCCUCCCUGCCCUUGAUUUCCCACACCCCUGCCCUCGUUUCCUAUCAUCCAUGCCCCUCGUUUCCCCCCUUUGUACGUUCAGCCUCUUCCCUCCCUGCCCCUCCCUUCCUCCCCCCCUGCCCUUUGCUCUCCCCUCCCCCUGCCCGUUGCUGCCCCUCCCCUUGCCCCCUCAACUCCCCUGCCCCCCGUACACCCCAAGUCCCAUCCAACCGCCCCCACCCUCCCCCGGCUGCCCGUUUCCGCUCUCCACCCCCGCGACCGUGUGCGGCUUCCAACCGCCCAACGGUGGUGCGCACGGGGCUCACACCCCCUGCCCCCUCAUGCCAUCCGCUCCCCCCGCCCCUACCCUCCGCGUGCCCGCUCCCUUGCCGCCUCUUUUGACCCUCCCUGCCCCCCCUCGCCGUUUCCCACCGCCCGCCAUUCGCUCCUCCCCGCCCGUGCGCUCCCCUCCUUUACCUUCUCCUCCCCCCUCCCCUCCUCUGCUGCACGCCUCUUCCUUCCCCUCGCCGACCCACUCCACUCCCUGCCCCUCCUCAAUCCGCACCCUGCCCCUCGUAUCUCGCCCCCCUAUGCUUGGUUUCUCCCCUCCCUGCCCCUCGCCGCCUUUCCCCGCUCCCCACCUCCCCCCUCUCCCUGCCCCCCCCACUCUCCCCCCCCCCUUGUCCUUGGCUUCCUACCUCCCUGCCUCACCUUUCCCCCCUCCGUGUGCUCAGCUUCUCCCCUCCCUGCCCCUCCCUCCUCCCCGCCCUGCCCCUCAUUUUCCGCCCCCCCCCCCCCCACGCCCGGUUUCUCCCCUCCCCGCGCCUCCCUUUCUUUCUCCGUGCCUCUCCUUUGCUCCCUCCCUGCCCCCGCCUGCCCAUGCCCCUGUCUUUGGCUUCUCCCCUCCCUGCCCCACGUUUCUUCCCUCCCUGCCCCCCGUCUGCCCCUCCCUUGUUUUCCCCUCACCCAUUGCUUCUCUCCUCCCUGCCCUUGAUUUCCCACACCCCUGCCCUCGUUUCCUAUCAUCCAUGCCCCUCGUUUCCCCCCUUUGUACGUUCAGCCUCUUCCCUCCCUGCCCCUCCCUUCCUCCCCCCCUGCCCUUUGCUCUCCCCUCCCCCUGCCCGUUGCUGCCCCUCCCCUUGCCCCCUCAACUCCCCUGCCCCCCGUACACCCCAAGUCCCAUCCAACCGCCCCCACCCUCCCCCGGCUGCCCGUUUCCGCUCUCCACCCCCGCGACCGUGUGCGGCUUCCAACCGCCCAACGGUGGUGCGCACGGGGCUCACACCCCCUGCCCCCUCAUGCCAUCCGCUCCCCCCGCCCCUACCCUCCGCGUGCCCGCUCCCUUGCCGCCUCUUUUGACCCUCCCUGCCCCCCCUCGCCGUUUCCCACCGCCCGCCAUUCGCUCCUCCCCGCCCGUGCGCUCCCCUCCUUUACCUUCUCCUCCCCCCUCCCCUCCUCUGCUGCACGCCUCUUCCUUCCCCUCGCCGACCCACUCCACUCCCUGCCCCUCCUCAAUCCGCACCCUGCCCCUCGUAUCUCGCCCCCCUAUGCUUGGUUUCUCCCCUCCCUGCCCCUCGCCGCCUUUCCCCGCUCCCCACCUCCCCCCUCUCCCUGCCCCCCCCACUCUCCCCCCCCCUUGUCCUUGGCUUCCUACCUCCCUGCCUCACCUUUCCCCCCUCCGUGUGCUCAGCUUCUCCCCUCCCUGCCCCUCCCUCCUCCCCGCCCUGCCCCUCAUUUUCCGCCCCCCCCCCCCCCACGCCCGGUUUCUCCCCUCCCCGCGCCUCCCUUUCUUUCUCCGUGCCUCUCCUUUGCUCCCUCCCUGCCCCCGCCUGCCCAUGCCCCUGUCUUUGGCUUCUCCCCUCCCUGCCCCACGUUUCUUCCCUCCCUGCCCCCCGUCUGCCCCUCCCUUGUUUUCCCCUCACCCAUUGCUUCUCUCCUCCCUGCCCUUGAUUUCCCACACCCCUGCCCUCGUUUCCUAUCAUCCAUGCCCCUCGUUUCCCCCCUUUCCCCUGCCCGUUGCUGCCCCUCCCCUUGCCCCCUCAACUCCCCUGCCCCCCGUACACCCCAAGUCCCAUCCAACCGCCCCCACCCUCCCCCGGCUGCCCGUUUCCGCUCUCCACCCCCGCGACCGUGUGCGGCUUCCAACCGCCCAACGGUGCAUUACCGCCCCUCUCCCCUUAUCCCCCACCACGCCCCCAAGCAGGCCUUUCUCCCCCCAGCCUCCCGUCUCCCUGCCCUUAGUACCGCCGCGCUCUGCCCGUGCGUCACCCUUGCCCACUUCAUACCACCUCCCCCUUCUCCCCCCCCCCCGGCUUCUCCCUAUCAUCACCCGCAUGUUCCCCCACUCCCCUGUCCACAACGUCCCUCCACCCCCCUUCCUGCUUUCCCCACUCCCACUCUGCCCCCCACACCUCUACGAGCCGUACUUCCCCCUCCAGCCUCCCUUUCCCCCCCAGCUACUUCCGCAUCCAGCGUGGGCUGCACCUCUGCAUCCCGCCCUGCCAGGCCCUUCGGUGACCCAACUGCCGCCACCUGGCACCACGCCGCCUUUCCCACCCCCAUCCAAUCUCUACACCCCCUGCCCCUGCUCCCUGCGCAAUCCAGCCACCUACCCCAGCCUCCCUCUACCUCUCCCUAACUCCACACCGCCGUUCCUACCCCCAGCCAAGGUCUACACCCCUUGCUUUUGCUCCCUGGGCUGUGCCGUCCCCAACCUCCCUCCGCCUUUCCGCGGCACCAGACCGCCUCUCCCUCCCCCAGCCAACUUUUGCACCCCCUGUUCCUGCCCCUUGUGCCCUCCAACACCCUACCUCAACCCCCCCCAGUCUCCCCCUUCUCCAACACCCUCCAUAUUUCCUCCCCCCUGGGGCUCGCCCAUCCGCAGCUAUCACCCUUCAUCGAUUCCCCAAUUCCCUCUGUCCCCUGUUUCCCGGCCCCGCAUCCUAUCCUGCAUUUACCACAGCACCUCCUUUCGGUGCCCUCUCUGCCCUCCCACGUUCUCACCCCCCGCCUCCCAACCUUCUCAUUACCCGCUACCAGGCUCACGCCAACUCGACUACCCACUACCCUUUGCCCCUUCCUCUCUGUUCCCCACCCUUCCUUUCCCACCUGGCUCCACCUGCCCACCCCCACCUCCCGUGGAAUUCUGCCCUGCCCUCCCCACCUCUGGCCCACCACCUGUCCCCACACCCUGCUCACCCACCGCUACACCACCCCCGCCCCCCCACCUCCACUACAGCCCGCCAACACUUCCCCUCUCAAUCGGCCCCCAGCCCGCCCCCCCCUUGGGCCCCAAUCCCCUCCAACUGUCAGGCCCCCUCUACCCUCUCUUCCACCCACUGCGCACCGCUUUCCCCACCCUUUUCCCCUUUCCCCAAGCUAACCCCCCGCACCCCGGCCUCUGCCAGGGAGUUCCUUCCCCCUUUGACGCCCUCUUGAGCCAACCCCAGCAACUCACACCGCCACCGCCAGGCAUGCUGCCUCUAGCCAGGGGGGAACUUGCAGCUGACACUGCACGGGAAGGGGUAAGUGAGUUUGUGUGUGAAGGAGCAGCAGAGGCUACAGAGGAUGGGGCAGCAAAGGCUGCACGGGAAGGGGCAAUGGGGGUUGUGGGGGAAGGGGCAGCAGAGGCUGCAGAGGAAAGGGCAGCAGAGGCUGCAAGGGAAGGGGCAGCAGCGGCUGCACGGGAAAGGGCGGCAGGGGCUGCACGGGAAGGGGCGGCAGGGACCGUGACUCUGGCCAGGCAAAGGGCAGAGGCCAUGGAGACAGGUUUUGCAGGAGUAGGGGCCACGGAACCUGCUGCUGCGUCGGCUGGGGGAACCGCAGCAGAGGAGGCUAUAGGGACCGCACCAGUCGAGGCUGCAAGGACUGCAGCAGGAGCGACAGAGGCCACAGCGGGGGCUGGUAUAGGGGGAGGUGCUACGGGUGCAGCGGGGAAGGGGGUAACGGGGACUGGUGCGAGGGAGAGUGCCGCCCCGGCUGUAGCAAGAGAGGGUACGGCAGGGGCCUCAAAGGCAGAAGGUGAGGCUGCAGCUGAAGCAGCAGGGAGGGCCAUAGCACGGCCAGUAGGGGCGGCAGGGGCCGCAGCAAACUCGGGGAAACACACAGCAGGGCCGGCAGGGCCGGCAGAGACUGCAAAAGGGGCUAGCAGUAAAGCGGCAGCAGGCGGGGUGGGCUUGGGGGACAUAGGGGCAACAGGGGAAGGAGAGGGGAGGGUGGUCCCGACCGGGGUGGGCACUGAAGAGGGGGAUGUGAUAGCGAUAGAGGAGGAUGAGGGAGAGGAUGUGAUGCACAUUGACGGGCCACUGGCCCAAUACCUCACGCUUGACGGUGAGGCCGACCCGGCCCCCCUGCAGCCUCACGUCGAGGUUCCCCCUCUACCCCCCAUGCCCGUCCCCAUGCUAGCAGAAGGACCGAUGGAGGGGCUGGGGGAGACCUUGAGGACAGAGCCGCGCGAGGGAGCCCCCAUCCUCACCUCCCGUCCUCCAGCCCACCAGCCCCCAGGAGCACCACUUCCCCACCCCCACCCUCAGGUCCCGGUAGUGUCCAGGGGGGCAGCCAAGGCCCUGGCCUUCUUGGCGGAGCCGUGCUCCCCGACCCCCACGCUGCUCCAUGGCCAGCCCCCCUCUCCGUCCCCAACGCCUGACCCCACGGUUGCAGGCGGUCCACCGGGAGAGCACGCGGGUGCGACAAGAGCAGAGUCACCCGAGGGCACCCCUUCUCUCACCUCUCACCCCUCCCCGCCCCUUCCCUCACUCCUUCCUUCACCCCCAAGGGCAGCACACCUCUGCCCCCACCCUCAGGGGCUCCUUAGAGCACCACGUGGAGCAGCCAGGGCUCUGGUCUUCCUAGAGGAGCCAUGCUCCCCGACUCCUACCAACACCCAGCCACCCCUUACCGGCCCACUACCCCCUCCUCCACCAGGCCCCCCCCCACCCGGUAGUACACACAUCUCGGAGGUUGAAGCAUCUCUGCGGCCAAAUCCCUCUCCCACACGCUACAGGCACCCAAACCACCCGAGUCGCCGCACAGCCCCAACACGCCCACCCAACAGGCUGCCCUCCCCACACCACCCCCCCCAGGCAGCCGAGACCCACCCGCAAGGGCUUGCGCCCCAGGCUCAUGGGAGCGGCGGCACCCGGGUAGAGGGGCCCACAGGAGAGGCCACCACAGAGCCCACACAAAUCUCUCUCCCCCCACCGUUUGUACCUCGCUCUAACCUCCACACUGGCCCAGCCCCUCGACCCCCACCUCCAACCCCCUCUCCCGGCCGGGUUCCCCACGAGUGGCCCCGUUGGGCAGCCAUCACCCCCCACACACAGCUUGCCCGAUCUGUUCCCACGGAGGGGGAUGUUUCGAGGAGAGUGGGGAUGCACACAGAGCACCCCCUGCCUGGCGAACCACCCAUCCUCCCUCCACCCACCCCUUUGGCCCCACAGCCCCCCCUUCCUUCACAAACAGGCGCGGACAACCAGGUUGGCCGCCGGCGGAAGAACAGGGGCAGAGGAGGCAGAGGGUCAGCCCACGUACUCCCCCCUCCCUCCCUCCCCCACCAAGAGCCCCUCCCCACCUCACAUCCCGUUGAACAAUUACCAGGCCCUACCUCUACAGCCCGUCCACCAAACCUACACUCCCGCCCCGCUCCUGCACCUCCACAGGGCCAUGGGAGCGGACCAGCCCACUCACCCCCAUUCUGCCCCUCCCGUGCUGUGUCCCCCUCCCAGGUGGCGGCGGCCGCGAUCGCUACUGGGAGGGGGGCCGUCGGGUUGAGGGAUGCGCCCAUGGCAGACGCCACCGACUCCCCCUCCCAUCCCUCCCACCCCUUCCAUGUCGACGACCCCCUACCGCAACCCAUGGUGAUUGGGGAGGGCCAAGGGGGCCUUCUAGGGCAGGGUCCACACCCGAGCUCCGCUCAGCCAGCACGCCCCACUCCACCCUCUACCCUGCCAGCCCUCCUACUCUCACCUACAGGCAGGCAGGUCUUCGAGACCCCAGAGGAGGUGAGGGCUGGCAUUUCAGAUUUGCUGGCGAUACACCGCCUGAGCAGCUCUCCGGCUGCCCCCACCCUUCCAGUCCCACAGGACCGGACCCGGACGUAUGCGGAGGUCACCCGGUCUGUCCCUUCUUUUAUCCCCCCCGCCACUCAGCCAGGCGCGUCACUCCCGACCCCAAUGGAGACGGACCGGGGUCUGAGGCCGUGUCACUCGCACCUAGACGGGGUGGCGCCUCCCCCCGUUCAGCCCGUGGCGCAGGAGGUCACCAGCAGUAGGGAUGAGGCAUCCGCCCCUACCGAGACCCCUCCGCCUGGGGUAGCAGAGCCGUCACUUGAACCGCACCCCGCCGAGGGGCAGGAGCACACCACGGCACACACUUCAGGCUCACCUCCACGUCCCCCCUCCCCAGCUUCAACACCGGUGCCGGCACGAGGCCCGGCCCUAUCCUGUGCGACACCACCUCUAUCUUCGCUGACACCCCCCCCGCGCGGGGCUGGUGAGUCGUCUCCUCCCCUCAUCCCAGGCGAUCCUGUCGGAGCUCAGGCCGCCCACGGGGUCCCCUCUACAGCCAGUUCCGACGCCACGGCCCCGAUUGACCCCGCCGACACGGCGACAUCACCCGACCAGGUCGUGAGUUGCCCCACCUGCAGGAGCUCUCUCGCGAACCGACGCGCGCUCCAGCACCACAUUCCCUUCUGCCAUCCUGCGGACGCGGCUCGCAGGGCGCAGGCUGCCCAUGAUACCGCCUCGAUCAUCCCUUCCCUCUCACAGCCCCGUGCGACCGGGAUGCAGUUCACCGACGCACAGUGGCAGACGCUCGACUCGGUGGACUGGACAGAGUACUUCUCGCCCGAGCGUAUCCAUACACGCCCUCUCCGACGUGUCCCGGAGAGGGUCCGCGGAGGAUAUCUUGACGUCCUCAGUGCGAUCCUAGUCCGCAUUGCCCAGGACCCGGAGGCUGCUGGCCCUACCUUCCUCCUCGCUGCAGCGCCGACUCUUUUCCUUGUUCCAGCGACGCCACCCGACCGCUCGCACACGGCUGCCAUUGCAACGCGCAUCUCUCGCUUUGGUCGAGGUGAGUGGGCUGAGCUAGUCUCAGAUGCACUAGGCCGUCGCACACCCCUUCCUCGCCGCACAGGUCACCGGUCACGCACCGCCACCGAUCCCUCUGCAGCAGAUGAGCGCCGCAUUGCACGUUGCCUUCGUCUGGCAGCGUGCAAUGAGACCUCACGGGCGUGCGCGGCUCUCGAGUCCGCGGAGGCAGCCCCAGAUACACAGGGGACGAUACAGCGCCUGCAGUCGAAGCACCCCAACGCGGAGAGGCCGACCCCAGCUUGGCUGUCUGGCUUCCAGGGGUCCCCUCUCGUGCUCUCGGUGGAUCACUUACGCCGCGCGAUUUUCACAGCUCCGCGGGGCUCUUCGGGAGGACCGUCCGGUUGGGUCGCUGAGCACCUGCGAGACACUUUCCUAGCUUUCCCUCAGAGUCUCCAUUUCCUCCUGGCCGUGUACCAGCAGUGGCUCCGAGGCCGUUGCGCUCCAGCUGCGCGCUCCUUGCUAGCGUCCUCCACCCUCGUGGCUCUGGCGAAGUCGAACAUGGAUGUUCGGCCGAUUGCCAUCGGCGAGGUUUUGGUCCGCAUUCUUUCUCGGGCAGUUUGUCUCCAGCUACGUGACCAGAUGGCGAGGGUCUUCUUGGCAUCACAGCAGUUUGGGGUGGGGGUUACGUGCGGGACAGAGGUCGUAGUUAGAGGCGUCCGCCGCGCUCUGGCUGACCACCCAGACUGGGUGGUCCUGCAGCUAGACGUGGCGAAUGCCUUUAACUCUUUCCACCGAGACAGGAUGUUUCAGGCGCUGCAGGCCAGUCCGGAGUUUCAGUGUCUGAUCCCCUUCAUCGGCCUCUUCUACGGGACGCCCUCGGAUCUCCACUACAGGUCAGGCACGGGAGUGGUCACGAUGCACUCGGAGCGGGGCACUCGCCAGGGAGACCCUCUCAGCCCCUUCUUGUACGCUCUGACACAGCGUCUUGCUUUGGAGCCGGUUCUGGCGGAGGGGGAUGUCCAGCUCUGGUCGUACGCCGAUGACACGUACGUGCUAGGUCCCCCAGACAGGGUGCUGCACCAUUUUGCCGAGAUCGUGAGGCGCUUGGGCGAGAUGGGCCUUGCAGCCCAGCCGCACAAGUGCCUCGUCUACCAGACAGAGUCCUUUCUGUCCAGGGAUCUGGAGGCUUUCACGGGCCUAGGGAUCGAGGUCGCACGCCGAGGGCUCACCGUGACAGGCGUACCGGUAGGCACCGUUUCGUUCGUGGAGCAGAGUCUCCCGGAUCGUCUCGAGAGGAUGGGGCGGGUGCUACCUUGGCUUCCGAGGUUGCGCCAGCCCCAGACAGCUGCCCGCCUUCUUUCGGCGUGUGUCAGCACUCGUCCGCAGUACCUGUCGAGGACCGUCCCUCCUUCGCCCGCAGUGAUCUCCAGUUUUACACGGUGGGACGCACGCCUGGGAGAGACUUUUCAGCAGCUUUUAGCUUCAGGGACCUGGGCUUGUCGCGAGGACGUCCGAGAGGCCGCCCUAGACCAGAUCUUCCUCCCCAUCCGUCUCGGGGGUUUCGGCAUUCGUCGCAUGGCGCGCAUGGCCCCGGUGAGUUUCGUGUGCUCCUGGGUGCAGUGUGCACCCAUUCUCUGUUCUCUCCCUGCGUGUGGCGAGGUGUUUCGGCAGAGCUUCGCUUCAGGUGAGCCAGAGCAGAUCGACCGGGCUCUGCAGACGGCGCUAGAGGGUCUCCCUCCUGACGUUCUCUCUCUCCUUCCCCCCUGGCCCUCUUGCGCUUCUGCCUCCCCCGAUUCCCUUUUUGCAGGAGCGAGCCGUCUUCUGGAGGCGCAUGCCUUGGAGGCCGUGCGUGCCCGUCACACCUCUCCCUUGCACCUUGCCCGUUUGACUUCCCUUCAGGGCGGAGGUGCAGGAGCGUGGUUGACGUCGGUGCCGUACGCCGACCCACUGCGCAUCCCGGAGGCGCUGUGGCAGGCGGCUUCAUCUUCUCGUCUUGGUCUCCCUAUCCCCCAGUUAGCCCUUGCAGGUCAGUGCUCCUGCGGACAGGCGAUUGACGACAUGACGGUGCCUCAUCACGCGGUUCGGUGCCCGCGUUACGGGGUCGCCACUACCAUCCACGACACGGUGAAGUACAUGCUUCGAGACUUUGCGGUCGAGGCGGGCUUCGCGGUAAAGGUGGAGGACUCUACGCUGUUCACACAGUUGGAGGCGGCUCGAGCGAGACUACUGGGACAGCCAGUGGUGGGAGAGGGGACACGGGCUGAGGGACCGGGGGAGCGGAGAGGCGAGGCGGGACAGCCGGGUGGCGGGGGACAGUGGGGACGGCACCAGCUGCGGGGUCAGGUGGAGCGAGGGACAGGUGGGCAGAGGGGACGGCAGGGGGAGCAGACGGGCCAGGACGGGGAGGGGGGACGGCACAGGCAGCAGCAGGAGAGCCAGUGGAGGCCGCGGGCCCAGGGCGCCGCGCCUCCAGGUUCGGCCUCGGGGGCGGGGCAGGGGCGGGAGCAGCAGAGAGCGGACGGAGGUACAGGAGGGGCAGCGGGAUUGGGAGGGGAGGGCCAGGGAGUGAGAGAGGCAGCAGGGGAUGGAGCAGGGGGGUCGGGAGGUUUGGGGGAGGGUAGGGAGGGGGAGGGGAGAGGACAGGUGGAUGGAGGAGAGGAGAGGGGGAGAGAGACGAUCGGAGAGGGGGCACCAAGGGACCAGACAGGGCAGCAGCCAGCGCAACAGCAGGGACCAGUCGGACGCACAGGCCGUGUAGGCACCGCCUCCCGCAUUCCAGACCUCACCUGCCGCGACGUUGGCCAGGGUCUGAUGGUUCUUGUGGAUGUCUCCAUAGCGGAUCCACAGCGGGAGGGGAACGUGCAGCUGAGACGGGCGACCCCCACACAGAUUGGAGUGGCAGCAGCUAGGCGGGUGCAGGAGAAGCUGCGUCACUGGGGGCCGCACUUAGAGGGGCUGCAGCCGGCACCACACUUUUACGCGUGCGUGGCGGAGACCUUUGGCCUUCUGAGUGAGCCGCUGCGUCAGUUUCUGGGGCUCUGCGCAAAGAGGAUAGCACAGCGGAGGAGGGAUAGAGGUGGGGGGGAUGACGGAUCGGCACGGAUAUUUGAGGCAGGACUCACUACACGCCUCUCCGUUGCACUGCAGCGCGCGCAGGCUCAAUGCAUGAUCCAGCAUGCGGUGCGGCAGUUAGGGAGUCACACCCCCUGCCCCCUCAUGCCAUCCGCUCCCCCCGCCCCUACCCUCCGCGUGCCCGCUCCCUUGCCGCCUCUUUUGACCCUCCCUGCCCCCCCUCGCCGUUUCCCACCGCCCGCCAUUCGCUCCUCCCCGCCCGUGCGCUCCCCUCCUUUACCUUCUCCUCCCCCCUCCCCUCCUCUGCUGCACGCCUCUUCCUUCCCCUCGCCGACCCACUCCACUCCCUGCCCCUCCUCAAUCCGCACCCUGCCCCUCGUAUCUCGCCCCCCUAUGCUUGCUUCUCCCCUCCCUGCCCCUCCCUCCUCCCCGCCCUGCCCCUCAUUUUCCGCCCCCCCCCCCCCACGCCCGGUUUCUCCCCUCCCCGCGCCUCCCUUUCUUUCUCCGUGCCUCUCCUUUGCUCCCUCCCUGCCCCCGCCUGCCCAUGCCCCUGUCUUUGGCUUCUCCCCUCCCUGCCCCACGUUUCUUCCCUCCCUGCCCCCCGUCUGCCCCUCCCUUGUUUUCCCCUCACCCAUUGCUUCUCUCCUCCCUGCCCUUGAUUUCCCACACCCCUGCCCUCGUUUCCUAUCAUCCAUGCCCCUCGUUUCCCCCCUUUGUACGUUCAGCCUCUUCCCUCCCUGCCCCUCCCUUCCUCCCCCCCUGCCCUUUGCUCUCCCCUCCCCCUGCCCGUUGCUGCCCCUCCCCUUGCCCCCUCAACUCCCCUGCCCCCCGUACACCCCAAGUCCCAUCCAACCGCCCCCACCCUCCCCCGGCUGCCCGUUUCCGCUCUCCACCCCCGCGACCGUGUGCGGCUUCCAACCGCCCAACGGUGGUGCGCACGGGGCGUUUCUUCGCAUGGGCAAGCCUCCCCGGGGGCCCCCCACCCCGCUGGGUCGUUUACCGCCGCGCUCUGCCCGUGCGUCACCCUUGCCCACUUCAUACCACCUCCCCCUUCUCCCCCCCCCCCGGCUUCUCCCUAUCAUCACCCGCAUGUUCCCCCACUCCCCUGUCCACAACGUCCCUCCACCCCCCUUCCUGCUUUCCCCACUCCCACUCUGCCCCCCACACCUCUACGAGCCGUACUUCCCCCUCCAGCCUCCCUUUCCCCCCCAGCUACUUCCGCAUCCAGCGUGGGCUGCACCUCUGCAUCCCGCCCUGCCAGGCCCUUCGGUGACCCAACUGCCGCCACCUGGCACCACGCCGCCUUUCCCACCCCCAUCCAAUCUCUACACCCCCUGCCCCUGCUCCCUGCGCAAUCCAGCCACCUACCCCAGCCUCCCUCUACCUCUCCCUAACUCCACACCGCCGUUCCUACCCCCAGCCAAGGUCUACACCCCUUGCUUUUGCUCCCUGGGCUGUGCCGUCCCCAACCUCCCUCCGCCUUUCCGCGGCACCAGACCGCCUCUCCCUCCCCCAGCCAACUUUUGCACCCCCUGUUCCUGCCCCUUGUGCCCUCCAACACCCUACCUCAACCCCCCCCAGUCUCCCCCUUCUCCAACACCCUCCAUAUUUCCUCCCCCCUGGGGCUCGCCCAUCCGCAGCUAUCACCCUUCAUCGAUUCCCCAAUUCCCUCUGUCCCCUGUUUCCCGGCCCCGCAUCCUAUCCUGCAUUUACCACAGCACCUCCUUUCGGUGCCCUCUCUGCCCUCCCACGUUCUCACCCCCCGCCUCCCAACCUUCUCAUUACCCGCUACCAGGCUCACGCCAACUCGACUACCCACUACCCUUUGCCCCUUCCUCUCUGUUCCCCACCCUUCCUUUCCCACCUGGCUCCACCUGCCCACCCCCACCUCCCGUGGAAUUCUGCCCUGCCCUCCCCACCUCUGGCCCACCACCUGUCCCCACACCCUGCUCACCCACCGCUACACCACCCCCGCCCCCCCACCUCCACUACAGCCCGCCAACACUUCCCCUCUCAAUCGGCCCCCAGCCCGCCCCCCCCUUGGGCCCCAAUCCCCUCCAACUGUCAGGCCCCCUCUACCCUCUCUUCCACCCACUGCGCACCGCUUUCCCCACCCUUUUCCCCUUUCCCCAAGCUAACCCCCCGCACCCCGGCCUCUGCCAGGGAGUUCCUUCCCCCUUUGACGCCCUCUUGAGCCAACCCCAGCAACUCACACCGCCACCGCCAGGCAUGCUGCCUCUAGCCAGGGGGGAACUUGCAGCUGACACUGCACGGGAAGGGGUAAGUGAGUUUGUGUGUGAAGGAGCAGCAGAGGCUACAGAGGAUGGGGCAGCAAAGGCUGCACGGGAAGGGGCAAUGGGGGUUGUGGGGGAAGGGGCAGCAGAGGCUGCAGAGGAAAGGGCAGCAGAGGCUGCAAGGGAAGGGGCAGCAGCGGCUGCACGGGAAAGGGCGGCAGGGGCUGCACGGGAAGGGGCGGCAGGGACCGUGACUCUGGCCAGGCAAAGGGCAGAGGCCAUGGAGACAGGUUUUGCAGGAGUAGGGGCCACGGAACCUGCUGCUGUGUCGGCUGGGGGAACCGCAGCAGAGGAGGCUAUAGGGACCGCACCAGUCGAGGCUGCAAGGACUGCAGCAGGAGCGACAGAGGCCACAGCGGGGGCUGGUAUAGGGGGAGGUGCUACGGGUGCAGCGGGGAAGGGGGUAACGGGGACUGGUGCGAGGGAGAGUGCCGCCCCGGCUGUAGCAAGAGAGGGUACGGCAGGGGCCUCAAAGGCAGAAGGUGAGGCUGCAGCUGAAGCAGCAGGGAGGGCCAUAGCACGGCCAGUAGGGGCGGCAGGGGCCGCAGCAAACUCGGGGAAACACACAGCAGGGCCGGCAGGGCCGGCAGAGACUGCAAAAGGGGCUAGCAGUAAAGCGGCAGCAGGCGGGGUGGGCUUGGGGGACAUAGGGGCAACAGGGGAAGGAGAGGGGAGGGUGGUCCCGACCGGGGUGGGCACUGAAGAGGGGGAUGUGAUAGCGAUAGAGGAGGAUGAGGGAGAGGAUGUGAUGCACAUUGACGGGCCACUGGCCCAAUACCUCACGCUUGACGGUGAGGCCGACCCGGCCCCCCUGCAGCCUCACGUCGAGGUUCCCCCUCUACCCCCCAUGCCCGUCCCCAUGCUAGCAGAAGGACCGAUGGAGGGGCUGGGGGAGACCUUGAGGACAGAGCCGCGCGAGGGAGCCCCCAUCCUCACCUCCCGUCCUCCAGCCCACCAGCCCCCAGGAGCACCACUUCCCCACCCCCACCCUCAGGUCCCGGUAGUGUCCAGGGGGGCAGCCAAGGCCCUGGCCUUCUUGGCGGAGCCGUGCUCCCCGACCCCCACGCUGCUCCAUGGCCAGCCCCCCUCUCCGUCCCCAACGCCUGACCCCACGGUUGCAGGCGGUCCACCGGGAGAGCACGCGGGUGCGACAAGAGCAGAGUCACCCGAGGGCACCCCUUCUCUCACCUCUCACCCCUCCCCGCCCCUUCCCUCACUCCUUCCUUCACCCCCAAGGGCAGCACACCUCUGCCCCCACCCUCAGGGGCUCCUUAGAGCACCACGUGGAGCAGCCAGGGCUCUGGUCUUCCUAGAGGAGCCAUGCUCCCCGACUCCUACCAACACCCAGCCACCCCUUACCGGCCCACUACCCCCUCCUCCACCAGGCCCCCCCCCACCCGGUAGUACACACAUCUCGGAGGUUGAAGCAUCUCUGCGGCCAAAUCCCUCUCCCACACGCUACAGGCACCCAAACCACCCGAGUCGCCGCACAGCCCCAACACGCCCACCCAACAGGCUGCCCUCCCCACACCACCCCCCCCAGGCAGCCGAGACCCACCCGCAAGGGCUUGCGCCCCAGGCUCAUGGGAGCGGCGGCACCCGGGUAGAGGGGCCCACAGGAGAGGCCACCACAGAGCCCACACAAAUCUCUCUCCCCCCACCGUUUGUACCUCGCUCUAACCUCCACACUGGCCCAGCCCCUCGACCCCCACCUCCAACCCCCUCUCCCGGCCGGGUUCCCCACGAGUGGCCCCGUUGGGCAGCCAUCACCCCCCACACACAGCUUGCCCGAUCUGUUCCCACGGAGGGGGAUGUUUCGAGGAGAGUGGGGAUGCACACAGAGCACCCCCUGCCUGGCGAACCACCCAUCCUCCCUCCACCCACCCCUUUGGCCCCACAGCCCCCCCUUCCUUCACAAACAGGCGCGGACAACCAGGUUGGCCGCCGGCGGAAGAACAGGGGCAGAGGAGGCAGAGGGUCAGCCCACGUACUCCCCCCUCCCUCCCUCCCCCACCAAGAGCCCCUCCCCACCUCACAUCCCGUUGAACAAUUACCAGGCCCUACCUCUACAGCCCGUCCACCAAACCUACACUCCCGCCCCGCUCCUGCACCUCCACAGGGCCAUGGGAGCGGACCAGCCCACUCACCCCCAUUCUGCCCCUCCCGUGCUGUGUCCCCCUCCCAGGUGGCGGCGGCCGCGAUCGCUACUGGGAGGGGGGCCGUCGGGUUGAGGGAUGCGCCCAUGGCAGACGCCACCGACUCCCCCUCCCAUCCCUCCCACCCCUUCCAUGUCGACGACCCCCUACCGCAACCCAUGGUGAUUGGGGAGGGCCAAGGGGGCCUUCUAGGGCAGGGUCCACACCCGAGCUCCGCUCAGCCAGCACGCCCCACUCCACCCUCUACCCUGCCAGCCCUCCUACUCUCACCUACAGGCAGGCAGGUCUUCGAGACCCCAGAGGAGGUGAGGGCUGGCAUUUCAGAUUUGCUGGCGAUACACCGCCUGAGCAGCUCUCCGGCUGCCCCCACCCUUCCAGUCCCACAGGACCGGACCCGGACGUAUGCGGAGGUCACCCGGUCUGUCCCUUCUUUUAUCCCCCCCGCCACUCAGCCAGGCGCGUCACUCCCGACCCCAAUGGAGACGGACCGGGGUCUGAGGCCGUGUCACUCGCACCUAGACGGGGUGGCGCCUCCCCCCGUUCAGCCCGUGGCGCAGGAGGUCACCAGCAGUAGGGAUGAGGCAUCCGCCCCUACCGAGACCCCUCCGCCUGGGGUAGCAGAGCCGUCACUUGAACCGCACCCCGCCGAGGGGCAGGAGCACACCACGGCACACACUUCAGGCUCACCUCCACGUCCCCCCUCCCCAGCUUCAACACCGGUGCCGGCACGAGGCCCGGCCCUAUCCUGUGCGACACCACCUCUAUCUUCGCUGACACCCCCCCCGCGCGGGGCUGGUGAGUCGUCUCCUCCCCUCAUCCCAGGCGAUCCUGUCGGAGCUCAGGCCGCCCACGGGGUCCCCUCUACAGCCAGUUCCGACGCCACGGCCCCGAUUGACCCCGCCGACACGGCGACAUCACCCGACCAGGUCGUGAGUUGCCCCACCUGCAGGAGCUCUCUCGCGAACCGACGCGCGCUCCAGCACCACAUUCCCUUCUGCCAUCCUGCGGACGCGGCUCGCAGGGCGCAGGCUGCCCAUGAUACCGCCUCGAUCAUCCCUUCCCUCUCACAGCCCCGUGCGACCGGGAUGCAGUUCACCGACGCACAGUGGCAGACGCUCGACUCGGUGGACUGGACAGAGUACUUCUCGCCCGAGCGUAUCCAUACACGCCCUCUCCGACGUGUCCCGGAGAGGGUCCGCGGAGGAUAUCUUGACGUCCUCAGUGCGAUCCUAGUCCGCAUUGCCCAGGACCCGGAGGCUGCUGGCCCUACCUUCCUCCUCGCUGCAGCGCCGACUCUUUUCCUUGUUCCAGCGACGCCACCCGACCGCUCGCACACGGCUGCCAUUGCAACGCGCAUCUCUCGCUUUGGUCGAGGUGAGUGGGCUGAGCUAGUCUCAGAUGCACUAGGCCGUCGCACACCCCUUCCUCGCCGCACAGGUCACCGGUCACGCACCGCCACCGAUCCCUCUGCAGCAGAUGAGCGCCGCAUUGCACGUUGCCUUCGUCUGGCAGCGUGCAAUGAGACCUCACGGGCGUGCGCGGCUCUCGAGUCCGCGGAGGCAGCCCCAGAUACACAGGGGACGAUACAGCGCCUGCAGUCGAAGCACCCCAACGCGGAGAGGCCGACCCCAGCUUGGCUGUCUGGCUUCCAGGGGUCCCCUCUCGUGCUCUCGGUGGAUCACUUACGCCGCGCGAUUUUCACAGCUCCGCGGGGCUCUUCGGGAGGACCGUCCGGUUGGGUCGCUGAGCACCUGCGAGACACUUUCCUAGCUUUCCCUCAGAGUCUCCAUUUCCUCCUGGCCGUGUACCAGCAGUGGCUCCGAGGCCGUUGCGCUCCAGCUGCGCGCUCCUUGCUAGCGUCCUCCACCCUCGUGGCUCUGGCGAAGUCGAACAUGGAUGUUCGGCCGAUUGCCAUCGGCGAGGUUUUGGUCCGCAUUCUUUCUCGGGCAGUUUGUCUCCAGCUACGUGACCAGAUGGCGAGGGUCUUCUUGGCAUCACAGCAGUUUGGGGUGGGGGUUACGUGCGGGACAGAGGUCGUAGUUAGAGGCGUCCGCCGCGCUCUGGCUGACCACCCAGACUGGGUGGUCCUGCAGCUAGACGUGGCGAAUGCCUUUAACUCUUUCCACCGAGACAGGAUGUUUCAGGCGCUGCAGGCCAGUCCGGAGUUUCAGUGUCUGAUCCCCUUCAUCGGCCUCUUCUACGGGACGCCCUCGGAUCUCCACUACAGGUCAGGCACGGGAGUGGUCACGAUGCACUCGGAGCGGGGCACUCGCCAGGGAGACCCUCUCAGCCCCUUCUUGUACGCUCUGACACAGCGUCUUGCUUUGGAGCCGGUUCUGGCGGAGGGGGAUGUCCAGCUCUGGUCGUACGCCGAUGACACGUACGUGCUAGGUCCCCCAGACAGGGUGCUGCACCAUUUUGCCGAGAUCGUGAGGCGCUUGGGCGAGAUGGGCCUUGCAGCCCAGCCGCACAAGUGCCUCGUCUACCAGACAGAGUCCUUUCUGUCCAGGGAUCUGGAGGCUUUCACGGGCCUAGGGAUCGAGGUCGCACGCCGAGGGCUCACCGUGACAGGCGUACCGGUAGGCACCGUUUCGUUCGUGGAGCAGAGUCUCCCGGAUCGUCUCGAGAGGAUGGGGCGGGUGCUACCUUGGCUUCCGAGGUUGCGCCAGCCCCAGACAGCUGCCCGCCUUCUUUCGGCGUGUGUCAGCACUCGUCCGCAGUACCUGUCGAGGACCGUCCCUCCUUCGCCCGCAGUGAUCUCCAGUUUUACACGGUGGGACGCACGCCUGGGAGAGACUUUUCAGCAGCUUUUAGCUUCAGGGACCUGGGCUUGUCGCGAGGACGUCCGAGAGGCCGCCCUAGACCAGAUCUUCCUCCCCAUCCGUCUCGGGGGUUUCGGCAUUCGUCGCAUGGCGCGCAUGGCCCCGGUGAGUUUCGUGUGCUCCUGGGUGCAGUGUGCACCCAUUCUCUGUUCUCUCCCUGCGUGUGGCGAGGUGUUUCGGCAGAGCUUCGCUUCAGGUGAGCCAGAGCAGAUCGACCGGGCUCUGCAGACGGCGCUAGAGGGUCUCCCUCCUGACGUUCUCUCUCUCCUUCCCCCCUGGCCCUCUUGCGCUUCUGCCUCCCCCGAUUCCCUUUUUGCAGGAGCGAGCCGUCUUCUGGAGGCGCAUGCCUUGGAGGCCGUGCGUGCCCGUCACACCUCUCCCUUGCACCUUGCCCGUUUGACUUCCCUUCAGGGCGGAGGUGCAGGAGCGUGGUUGACGUCGGUGCCGUACGCCGACCCACUGCGCAUCCCGGAGGCGCUGUGGCAGGCGGCUUCAUCUUCUCGUCUUGGUCUCCCUAUCCCCCAGUUAGCCCUUGCAGGUCAGUGCUCCUGCGGACAGGCGAUUGACGACAUGACGGUGCCUCAUCACGCGGUUCGGUGCCCGCGUUACGGGGUCGCCACUACCAUCCACGACACGGUGAAGUACAUGCUUCGAGACUUUGCGGUCGAGGCGGGCUUCGCGGUAAAGGUGGAGGACUCUACGCUGUUCACACAGUUGGAGGCGGCUCGAGCGAGACUACUGGGACAGCCAGUGGUGGGAGAGGGGACACGGGCUGAGGGACCGGGGGAGCGGAGAGGCGAGGCGGGACAGCCGGGUGGCGGGGGACAGUGGGGACGGCACCAGCUGCGGGGUCAGGUGGAGCGAGGGACAGGUGGGCAGAGGGGACGGCAGGGGGAGCAGACGGGCCAGGACGGGGAGGGGGGACGGCACAGGCAGCAGCAGGAGAGCCAGUGGAGGCCGCGGGCCCAGGGCGCCGCGCCUCCAGGUUCGGCCUCGGGGGCGGGGCAGGGGCGGGAGCAGCAGAGAGCGGACGGAGGUACAGGAGGGGCAGCGGGAUUGGGAGGGGAGGGCCAGGGAGUGAGAGAGGCAGCAGGGGAUGGAGCAGGGGGGUCGGGAGGUUUGGGGGAGGGUAGGGAGGGGGAGGGGAGAGGACAGGUGGAUGGAGGAGAGGAGAGGGGGAGAGAGACGAUCGGAGAGGGGGCACCAAGGGACCAGACAGGGCAGCAGCCAGCGCAACAGCAGGGACCAGUCGGACGCACAGGCCGUGUAGGCACCGCCUCCCGCAUUCCAGACCUCACCUGCCGCGACGUUGGCCAGGGUCUGAUGGUUCUUGUGGAUGUCUCCAUAGCGGAUCCACAGCGGGAGGGGAACGUGCAGCUGAGACGGGCGACCCCCACACAGAUUGGAGUGGCAGCAGCUAGGCGGGUGCAGGAGAAGCUGCGUCACUGGGGGCCGCACUUAGAGGGGCUGCAGCCGGCACCACACUUUUACGCGUGCGUGGCGGAGACCUUUGGCCUUCUGAGUGAGCCGCUGCGUCAGUUUCUGGGGCUCUGCGCAAAGAGGAUAGCACAGCGGAGGAGGGAUAGAGGUGGGGGGGAUGACGGAUCGGCACGGAUAUUUGAGGCAGGACUCACUACACGCCUCUCCGUUGCACUGCAGCGCGCGCAGGCUCAAUGCAUGAUCCAGCAUGCGGUGCGGCAGUUAGGGAGUCACACCCCCUGCCCCCUCAUGCCAUCCGCUCCCCCCGCCCCUACCCUCCGCGUGCCCGCUCCCUUGCCGCCUCUUUUGACCCUCCCUGCCCCCCCUCGCCGUUUCCCACCGCCCGCCAUUCGCUCCUCCCCGCCCGUGCGCUCCCCUCCUUUACCUUCUCCUCCCCCCUCCCCUCCUCUGCUGCACGCCUCUUCCUUCCCCUCGCCGACCCACUCCACUCCCUGCCCCUCCUCAAUCCGCACCCUGCCCCUCGUAUCUCGCCCCCCUAUGCUUGGUUUCUCCCCUCCCUGCCCCUCGCCGCCUUUCCCCGCUCCCCACCUCCCCCCUCUCCCUGCCCCCCCCACUCUCCCCCCCCUUGUCCUUGGCUUCCUACCUCCCUGCCUCACCUUUCCCCCCUCCGUGUGCUCAGCUUCUCCCCUCCCUGCCCCUCCCUCCUCCCCGCCCUGCCCCUCAUUUUCCGCCCCCCCCCCCCCACGCCCGGUUUCUCCCCUCCCCGCGCCUCCCUUUCUUUCUCCGUGCCUCUCCUUUGCUCCCUCCCUGCCCCCGCCUGCCCAUGCCCCUGUCUUUGGCUUCUCCCCUCCCUGCCCCACGUUUCUUCCCUCCCUGCCCCCCGUCUGCCCCUCCCUUGUUUUCCCCUCACCCAUUGCUUCUCUCCUCCCUGCCCUUGAUUUCCCACACCCCUGCCCUCGUUUCCUAUCAUCCAUGCCCCUCGUUUCCCCCCUUUGUACGUUCAGCCUCUUCCCUCCCUGCCCCUCCCUUCCUCCCCCCCUGCCCUUUGCUCUCCCCUCCCCCUGCCCGUUGCUGCCCCUCCCCUUGCCCCCUCAACUCCCCUGCCCCCCGUACACCCCAAGUCCCAUCCAACCGCCCCCACCCUCCCCCGGCUGCCCGUUUCCGCUCUCCACCCCCGCGACCGUGUGCGGCUUCCAACCGCCCAACGGUGGUGCGCACGGGGCGUUUCUUCGCAUGGGCAAGCCUCCCCGGGGGCCCCCCACCCCGCUGGGUCGUUUACCGCCGCGCUCUGCCCGUGCGUCACCCUUGCCCACUUCAUACCACCUCCCCCUUCUCCCCCCCCCCCGGCUUCUCCCUAUCAUCACCCGCAUGUUCCCCCACUCCCCUGUCCACAACGUCCCUCCACCCCCCUUCCUGCUUUCCCCACUCCCACUCUGCCCCCCACACCUCUACGAGCCGUACUUCCCCCUCCAGCCUCCCUUUCCCCCCCAGCUACUUCCGCAUCCAGCGUGGGCUGCACCUCUGCAUCCCGCCCUGCCAGGCCCUUCGGUGACCCAACUGCCGCCACCUGGCACCACGCCGCCUUUCCCACCCCCAUCCAAUCUCUACACCCCCUGCCCCUGCUCCCUGCGCAAUCCAGCCACCUACCCCAGCCUCCCUCUACCUCUCCCUAACUCCACACCGCCGUUCCUACCCCCAGCCAAGGUCUACACCCCUUGCUUUUGCUCCCUGGGCUGUGCCGUCCCCAACCUCCCUCCGCCUUUCCGCGGCACCAGACCGCCUCUCCCUCCCCCAGCCAACUUUUGCACCCCCUGUUCCUGCCCCUUGUGCCCUCCAACACCCUACCUCAACCCCCCCCAGUCUCCCCCUUCUCCAACACCCUCCAUAUUUCCUCCCCCCUGGGGCUCGCCCAUCCGCAGCUAUCACCCUUCAUCGAUUCCCCAAUUCCCUCUGUCCCCUGUUUCCCGGCCCCGCAUCCUAUCCUGCAUUUACCACAGCACCUCCUUUCGGUGCCCUCUCUGCCCUCCCACGUUCUCACCCCCCGCCUCCCAACCUUCUCAUUACCCGCUACCAGGCUCACGCCAACUCGACUACCCACUACCCUUUGCCCCUUCCUCUCUGUUCCCCACCCUUCCUUUCCCACCUGGCUCCACCUGCCCACCCCCACCUCCCGUGGAAUUCUGCCCUGCCCUCCCCACCUCUGGCCCACCACCUGUCCCCACACCCUGCUCACCCACCGCUACACCACCCCCGCCCCCCCACCUCCACUACAGCCCGCCAACACUUCCCCUCUCAAUCGGCCCCCAGCCCGCCCCCCCCUUGGGCCCCAAUCCCCUCCAACUGUCAGGCCCCCUCUACCCUCUCUUCCACCCACUGCGCACCGCUUUCCCCACCCUUUUCCCCUUUCCCCAAGCUAACCCCCCGCACCCCGGCCUCUGCCAGGGAGUUCCUUCCCCCUUUGACGCCCUCUUGAGCCAACCCCAGCAACUCACACCGCCACCGCCAGGCAUGCUGCCUCUAGCCAGGGGGGAACUUGCAGCUGACACUGCACGGGAAGGGGUAAGUGAGUUUGUGUGUGAAGGAGCAGCAGAGGCUACAGAGGAUGGGGCAGCAAAGGCUGCACGGGAAGGGGCAAUGGGGGUUGUGGGGGAAGGGGCAGCAGAGGCUGCAGAGGAAAGGGCAGCAGAGGCUGCAAGGGAAGGGGCAGCAGCGGCUGCACGGGAAAGGGCGGCAGGGGCUGCACGGGAAGGGGCGGCAGGGACCGUGACUCUGGCCAGGCAAAGGGCAGAGGCCAUGGAGACAGGUUUUGCAGGAGUAGGGGCCACGGAACCUGCUGCUGUGUCGGCUGGGGGAACCGCAGCAGAGGAGGCUAUAGGGACCGCACCAGUCGAGGCUGCAAGGACUGCAGCAGGAGCGACAGAGGCCACAGCGGGGGCUGGUAUAGGGGGAGGUGCUACGGGUGCAGCGGGGAAGGGGGUAACGGGGACUGGUGCGAGGGAGAGUGCCGCCCCGGCUGUAGCAAGAGAGGGUACGGCAGGGGCCUCAAAGGCAGAAGGUGAGGCUGCAGCUGAAGCAGCAGGGAGGGCCAUAGCACGGCCAGUAGGGGCGGCAGGGGCCGCAGCAAACUCGGGGAAACACACAGCAGGGCCGGCAGGGCCGGCAGAGACUGCAAAAGGGGCUAGCAGUAAAGCGGCAGCAGGCGGGGUGGGCUUGGGGGACAUAGGGGCAACAGGGGAAGGAGAGGGGAGGGUGGUCCCGACCGGGGUGGGCACUGAAGAGGGGGAUGUGAUAGCGAUAGAGGAGGAUGAGGGAGAGGAUGUGAUGCACAUUGACGGGCCACUGGCCCAAUACCUCACGCUUGACGGUGAGGCCGACCCGGCCCCCCUGCAGCCUCACGUCGAGGUUCCCCCUCUACCCCCCAUGCCCGUCCCCAUGCUAGCAGAAGGACCGAUGGAGGGGCUGGGGGAGACCUUGAGGACAGAGCCGCGCGAGGGAGCCCCCAUCCUCACCUCCCGUCCUCCAGCCCACCAGCCCCCAGGAGCACCACUUCCCCACCCCCACCCUCAGGUCCCGGUAGUGUCCAGGGGGGCAGCCAAGGCCCUGGCCUUCUUGGCGGAGCCGUGCUCCCCGACCCCCACGCUGCUCCAUGGCCAGCCCCCCUCUCCGUCCCCAACGCCUGACCCCACGGUUGCAGGCGGUCCACCGGGAGAGCACGCGGGUGCGACAAGAGCAGAGUCACCCGAGGGCACCCCUUCUCUCACCUCUCACCCCUCCCCGCCCCUUCCCUCACUCCUUCCUUCACCCCCAAGGGCAGCACACCUCUGCCCCCACCCUCAGGGGCUCCUUAGAGCACCACGUGGAGCAGCCAGGGCUCUGGUCUUCCUAGAGGAGCCAUGCUCCCCGACUCCUACCAACACCCAGCCACCCCUUACCGGCCCACUACCCCCUCCUCCACCAGGCCCCCCCCCACCCGGUAGUACACACAUCUCGGAGGUUGAAGCAUCUCUGCGGCCAAAUCCCUCUCCCACACGCUACAGGCACCCAAACCACCCGAGUCGCCGCACAGCCCCAACACGCCCACCCAACAGGCUGCCCUCCCCACACCACCCCCCCCAGGCAGCCGAGACCCACCCGCAAGGGCUUGCGCCCCAGGCUCAUGGGAGCGGCGGCACCCGGGUAGAGGGGCCCACAGGAGAGGCCACCACAGAGCCCACACAAAUCUCUCUCCCCCCACCGUUUGUACCUCGCUCUAACCUCCACACUGGCCCAGCCCCUCGACCCCCACCUCCAACCCCCUCUCCCGGCCGGGUUCCCCACGAGUGGCCCCGUUGGGCAGCCAUCACCCCCCACACACAGCUUGCCCGAUCUGUUCCCACGGAGGGGGAUGUUUCGAGGAGAGUGGGGAUGCACACAGAGCACCCCCUGCCUGGCGAACCACCCAUCCUCCCUCCACCCACCCCUUUGGCCCCACAGCCCCCCCUUCCUUCACAAACAGGCGCGGACAACCAGGUUGGCCGCCGGCGGAAGAACAGGGGCAGAGGAGGCAGAGGGUCAGCCCACGUACUCCCCCCUCCCUCCCUCCCCCACCAAGAGCCCCUCCCCACCUCACAUCCCGUUGAACAAUUACCAGGCCCUACCUCUACAGCCCGUCCACCAAACCUACACUCCCGCCCCGCUCCUGCACCUCCACAGGGCCAUGGGAGCGGACCAGCCCACUCACCCCCAUUCUGCCCCUCCCGUGCUGUGUCCCCCUCCCAGGUGGCGGCGGCCGCGAUCGCUACUGGGAGGGGGGCCGUCGGGUUGAGGGAUGCGCCCAUGGCAGACGCCACCGACUCCCCCUCCCAUCCCUCCCACCCCUUCCAUGUCGACGACCCCCUACCGCAACCCAUGGUGAUUGGGGAGGGCCAAGGGGGCCUUCUAGGGCAGGGUCCACACCCGAGCUCCGCUCAGCCAGCACGCCCCACUCCACCCUCUACCCUGCCAGCCCUCCUACUCUCACCUACAGGCAGGCAGGUCUUCGAGACCCCAGAGGAGGUGAGGGCUGGCAUUUCAGAUUUGCUGGCGAUACACCGCCUGAGCAGCUCUCCGGCUGCCCCCACCCUUCCAGUCCCACAGGACCGGACCCGGACGUAUGCGGAGGUCACCCGGUCUGUCCCUUCUUUUAUCCCCCCCGCCACUCAGCCAGGCGCGUCACUCCCGACCCCAAUGGAGACGGACCGGGGUCUGAGGCCGUGUCACUCGCACCUAGACGGGGUGGCGCCUCCCCCCGUUCAGCCCGUGGCGCAGGAGGUCACCAGCAGUAGGGAUGAGGCAUCCGCCCCUACCGAGACCCCUCCGCCUGGGGUAGCAGAGCCGUCACUUGAACCGCACCCCGCCGAGGGGCAGGAGCACACCACGGCACACACUUCAGGCUCACCUCCACGUCCCCCCUCCCCAGCUUCAACACCGGUGCCGGCACGAGGCCCGGCCCUAUCCUGUGCGACACCACCUCUAUCUUCGCUGACACCCCCCCCGCGCGGGGCUGGUGAGUCGUCUCCUCCCCUCAUCCCAGGCGAUCCUGUCGGAGCUCAGGCCGCCCACGGGGUCCCCUCUACAGCCAGUUCCGACGCCACGGCCCCGAUUGACCCCGCCGACACGGCGACAUCACCCGACCAGGUCGUGAGUUGCCCCACCUGCAGGAGCUCUCUCGCGAACCGACGCGCGCUCCAGCACCACAUUCCCUUCUGCCAUCCUGCGGACGCGGCUCGCAGGGCGCAGGCUGCCCAUGAUACCGCCUCGAUCAUCCCUUCCCUCUCACAGCCCCGUGCGACCGGGAUGCAGUUCACCGACGCACAGUGGCAGACGCUCGACUCGGUGGACUGGACAGAGUACUUCUCGCCCGAGCGUAUCCAUACACGCCCUCUCCGACGUGUCCCGGAGAGGGUCCGCGGAGGAUAUCUUGACGUCCUCAGUGCGAUCCUAGUCCGCAUUGCCCAGGACCCGGAGGCUGCUGGCCCUACCUUCCUCCUCGCUGCAGCGCCGACUCUUUUCCUUGUUCCAGCGACGCCACCCGACCGCUCGCACACGGCUGCCAUUGCAACGCGCAUCUCUCGCUUUGGUCGAGGUGAGUGGGCUGAGCUAGUCUCAGAUGCACUAGGCCGUCGCACACCCCUUCCUCGCCGCACAGGUCACCGGUCACGCACCGCCACCGAUCCCUCUGCAGCAGAUGAGCGCCGCAUUGCACGUUGCCUUCGUCUGGCAGCGUGCAAUGAGACCUCACGGGCGUGCGCGGCUCUCGAGUCCGCGGAGGCAGCCCCAGAUACACAGGGGACGAUACAGCGCCUGCAGUCGAAGCACCCCAACGCGGAGAGGCCGACCCCAGCUUGGCUGUCUGGCUUCCAGGGGUCCCCUCUCGUGCUCUCGGUGGAUCACUUACGCCGCGCGAUUUUCACAGCUCCGCGGGGCUCUUCGGGAGGACCGUCCGGUUGGGUCGCUGAGCACCUGCGAGACACUUUCCUAGCUUUCCCUCAGAGUCUCCAUUUCCUCCUGGCCGUGUACCAGCAGUGGCUCCGAGGCCGUUGCGCUCCAGCUGCGCGCUCCUUGCUAGCGUCCUCCACCCUCGUGGCUCUGGCGAAGUCGAACAUGGAUGUUCGGCCGAUUGCCAUCGGCGAGGUUUUGGUCCGCAUUCUUUCUCGGGCAGUUUGUCUCCAGCUACGUGACCAGAUGGCGAGGGUCUUCUUGGCAUCACAGCAGUUUGGGGUGGGGGUUACGUGCGGGACAGAGGUCGUAGUUAGAGGCGUCCGCCGCGCUCUGGCUGACCACCCAGACUGGGUGGUCCUGCAGCUAGACGUGGCGAAUGCCUUUAACUCUUUCCACCGAGACAGGAUGUUUCAGGCGCUGCAGGCCAGUCCGGAGUUUCAGUGUCUGAUCCCCUUCAUCGGCCUCUUCUACGGGACGCCCUCGGAUCUCCACUACAGGUCAGGCACGGGAGUGGUCACGAUGCACUCGGAGCGGGGCACUCGCCAGGGAGACCCUCUCAGCCCCUUCUUGUACGCUCUGACACAGCGUCUUGCUUUGGAGCCGGUUCUGGCGGAGGGGGAUGUCCAGCUCUGGUCGUACGCCGAUGACACGUACGUGCUAGGUCCCCCAGACAGGGUGCUGCACCAUUUUGCCGAGAUCGUGAGGCGCUUGGGCGAGAUGGGCCUUGCAGCCCAGCCGCACAAGUGCCUCGUCUACCAGACAGAGUCCUUUCUGUCCAGGGAUCUGGAGGCUUUCACGGGCCUAGGGAUCGAGGUCGCACGCCGAGGGCUCACCGUGACAGGCGUACCGGUAGGCACCGUUUCGUUCGUGGAGCAGAGUCUCCCGGAUCGUCUCGAGAGGAUGGGGCGGGUGCUACCUUGGCUUCCGAGGUUGCGCCAGCCCCAGACAGCUGCCCGCCUUCUUUCGGCGUGUGUCAGCACUCGUCCGCAGUACCUGUCGAGGACCGUCCCUCCUUCGCCCGCAGUGAUCUCCAGUUUUACACGGUGGGACGCACGCCUGGGAGAGACUUUUCAGCAGCUUUUAGCUUCAGGGACCUGGGCUUGUCGCGAGGACGUCCGAGAGGCCGCCCUAGACCAGAUCUUCCUCCCCAUCCGUCUCGGGGGUUUCGGCAUUCGUCGCAUGGCGCGCAUGGCCCCGGUGAGUUUCGUGUGCUCCUGGGUGCAGUGUGCACCCAUUCUCUGUUCUCUCCCUGCGUGUGGCGAGGUGUUUCGGCAGAGCUUCGCUUCAGGUGAGCCAGAGCAGAUCGACCGGGCUCUGCAGACGGCGCUAGAGGGUCUCCCUCCUGACGUUCUCUCUCUCCUUCCCCCCUGGCCCUCUUGCGCUUCUGCCUCCCCCGAUUCCCUUUUUGCAGGAGCGAGCCGUCUUCUGGAGGCGCAUGCCUUGGAGGCCGUGCGUGCCCGUCACACCUCUCCCUUGCACCUUGCCCGUUUGACUUCCCUUCAGGGCGGAGGUGCAGGAGCGUGGUUGACGUCGGUGCCGUACGCCGACCCACUGCGCAUCCCGGAGGCGCUGUGGCAGGCGGCUUCAUCUUCUCGUCUUGGUCUCCCUAUCCCCCAGUUAGCCCUUGCAGGUCAGUGCUCCUGCGGACAGGCGAUUGACGACAUGACGGUGCCUCAUCACGCGGUUCGGUGCCCGCGUUACGGGGUCGCCACUACCAUCCACGACACGGUGAAGUACAUGCUUCGAGACUUUGCGGUCGAGGCGGGCUUCGCGGUAAAGGUGGAGGACUCUACGCUGUUCACACAGUUGGAGGCGGCUCGAGCGAGACUACUGGGACAGCCAGUGGUGGGAGAGGGGACACGGGCUGAGGGACCGGGGGAGCGGAGAGGCGAGGCGGGACAGCCGGGUGGCGGGGGACAGUGGGGACGGCACCAGCUGCGGGGUCAGGUGGAGCGAGGGACAGGUGGGCAGAGGGGACGGCAGGGGGAGCAGACGGGCCAGGACGGGGAGGGGGGACGGCACAGGCAGCAGCAGGAGAGCCAGUGGAGGCCGCGGGCCCAGGGCGCCGCGCCUCCAGGUUCGGCCUCGGGGGCGGGGCAGGGGCGGGAGCAGCAGAGAGCGGACGGAGGUACAGGAGGGGCAGCGGGAUUGGGAGGGGAGGGCCAGGGAGUGAGAGAGGCAGCAGGGGAUGGAGCAGGGGGGUCGGGAGGUUUGGGGGAGGGUAGGGAGGGGGAGGGGAGAGGACAGGUGGAUGGAGGAGAGGAGAGGGGGAGAGAGACGAUCGGAGAGGGGGCACCAAGGGACCAGACAGGGCAGCAGCCAGCGCAACAGCAGGGACCAGUCGGACGCACAGGCCGUGUAGGCACCGCCUCCCGCAUUCCAGACCUCACCUGCCGCGACGUUGGCCAGGGUCUGAUGGUUCUUGUGGAUGUCUCCAUAGCGGAUCCACAGCGGGAGGGGAACGUGCAGCUGAGACGGGCGACCCCCACACAGAUUGGAGUGGCAGCAGCUAGGCGGGUGCAGGAGAAGCUGCGUCACUGGGGGCCGCACUUAGAGGGGCUGCAGCCGGCACCACACUUUUACGCGUGCGUGGCGGAGACCUUUGGCCUUCUGAGUGAGCCGCUGCGUCAGUUUCUGGGGCUCUGCGCAAAGAGGAUAGCACAGCGGAGGAGGGAUAGAGGUGGGGGGGAUGACGGAUCGGCACGGAUAUUUGAGGCAGGACUCACUACACGCCUCUCCGUUGCACUGCAGCGCGCGCAGGCUCAAUGCAUGAUCCAGCAUGCGGUGCGGCAGUUAGGGAGUCACACCCCCUGCCCCCUCAUGCCAUCCGCUCCCCCCGCCCCUACCCUCCGCGUGCCCGCUCCCUUGCCGCCUCUUUUGACCCUCCCUGCCCCCCCUCGCCGUUUCCCACCGCCCGCCAUUCGCUCCUCCCCGCCCGUGCGCUCCCCUCCUUUACCUUCUCCUCCCCCCUCCCCUCCUCUGCUGCACGCCUCUUCCUUCCCCUCGCCGACCCACUCCACUCCCUGCCCCUCCUCAAUCCGCACCCUGCCCCUCGUAUCUCGCCCCCCUAUGCUUGGUUUCUCCCCUCCCUGCCCCUCGCCGCCUUUCCCCGCUCCCCACCUCCCCCCUCUCCCUGCCCCCCCCACUCUCCCCCCCCCUUGUCCUUGGCUUCCUACCUCCCUGCCUCACCUUUCCCCCCUCCGUGUGCUCAGCUUCUCCCCUCCCUGCCCCUCCCUCCUCCCCGCCCUGCCCCUCAUUUUCCGCCCCCCCCCCCCACGCCCGGUUUCUCCCCUCCCCGCGCCUCCCUUUCUUUCUCCGUGCCUCUCCUUUGCUCCCUCCCUGCCCCCGCCUGCCCAUGCCCCUGUCUUUGGCUUCUCCCCUCCCUGCCCCACGUUUCUUCCCUCCCUGCCCCCCGUCUGCCCCUCCCUUGUUUUCCCCUCACCCAUUGCUUCUCUCCUCCCUGCCCUUGAUUUCCCACACCCCUGCCCUCGUUUCCUAUCAUCCAUGCCCCUCGUUUCCCCCCUUUGUACGUUCAGCCUCUUCCCUCCCUGCCCCUCCCUUCCUCCCCCCCUGCCCUUUGCUCUCCCCUCCCCCUGCCCGUUGCUGCCCCUCCCCUUGCCCCCUCAACUCCCCUGCCCCCCGUACACCCCAAGUCCCAUCCAACCGCCCCCACCCUCCCCCGGCUGCCCGUUUCCGCUCUCCACCCCCGCGACCGUGUGCGGCUUCCAACCGCCCAACGGUGGUGCGCACGGGGCGUUUCUUCGCAUGGGCAAGCCUCCCCGGGGGCCCCCCACCCCGCUGGGUCGUUCCCCCCGUCUCCCUGCCCUUAGUACCGCCGCGCUCUGCCCGUGCGUCACCCUCGCCCACGUCAUACCACCUCCCCCUUCUCCCUCCCCCCGGCUUCUCCCUAUCAUCACCCGCAUGUUCCCCCACUCCCCUGUCCACAACGUCCCUCCUCCACCCCCCUCCUACCUUCCCCACUCCCACUCUGCCCCCCACACCUCUACGAGCCGUACCUUCCCCCUCCAGCCUUCCCUUUCCCCCCCAGCUACUUCCGCAUCCAGCCCACCUACCCCAGCCUCCCUCUACCUCUCCCUAACUCCACACCUGCCGUUCCUACCCCCAGCCAGGGUCUACACCCCUUGCUUUUGCUCCCUGUGCUGUGCCGUCCCCAACCUCCGUCCGCCCUUCCGCGGCACCAGACCGCCUCUCCCUCCCCCAACCAACCUCUGCACCCCCUGUUCCUGCCCCUUGUGCCUUCCAACACCCUACCUCAACCCCCCCCAGUCUCCCCCUUCUCCAACACCCUCCAUAUUUCCUCCCCCCUGGGGCUCGCCCAUCCGCAGCGCCUCCUUUCGGUGCCCUCUCUGCCCUCCCACGUUCUCACCCCCCGCCUUCCAACCUUCUCAUUACCCGCUACCAGGCUCACGCCAACUCGACUACCCACUACCCUUUGCCCCUUCCUCUCUGUUCCCCACCCUUCCUUCCCCACCUUGGCUCCACCUGCCCACCCCCACCUCCCGUGGAAUUCUGCCCUGCCCUCCCCACCUCUGGCCCACCACCUGUCCCCACACCCUGCUCGCCCACCACUACAUCACCCCCGCCCCCCCACCUCCACUACAGCCCGCCAACACUUCCCCUCUCAACCGGCCCCCAGCCCGCCCCCCCCUUGGGCCCCAAUCCCCUCCAACCUGUCAGGCCCCCUCUACCCUCUCUUCCACCCACUGCGCACCGCUUUCCCCACCCUUUUUCCAUCUUCCCAAGCUAACCCCCCGCACCCCGGCCUCUGCCAGGGAGUUCCUUCCCCCUUUGACGCCCUCUUGA